Messenger RNA from Xyrichtys novacula (pearly razorfish), 68273 nucleotides. Lineage: Eukaryota; Metazoa; Chordata; Actinopteri; Labriformes; Labridae. The record is from the annotation of a GenBank genome assembly.
CUUUGUGUGGCAGUAGUGAGCUGACGUCAGGUCGGUUCCUUGAAGUGGAGCUGAAUAAACCUUGAGAAGAGUCUCCUUCAAUCUGCUGUUAGUAACUAACACACACACUCACACACCGAGACUCAAUUACUGCCCAAUUCCCUUCUUUAUCAUUCGUCCACGACCUCUUUCAUAACCAAAAGCGACCAAGGAAAAAAAGAGGCGAGAAGAAGACCAAGCCGAGGUGUUAGUUGAACUAAAAACCCACGUUGGAAAUAAGUAAAGUGUCGAAACUAGAAAAAGGUAAGUGUUUUUAUUUCACUGACGCUGUUUUCCCCCCCAUCACAGAACAAGCGAUGAGCUACGUAGUGCUGGCUUCGCUUCUAGUUUCUUCGCUUUUUACCCCAGCUUGUGUUUGUUUUAUAGAUAGUUUCGUUGUUUCUCUUAUGCUGUAUUUCAUUCAGUGUGUGUAUUCCGUAGCGGUACAUUUGUGUGAAUCCGUAAAGUUUUUUUCUCUUUAAUUUUACAACGAAGUGUUUUUUCCUCUUCAGAGUGGUGACCUGAUAGGGGAAUCGUCUUUGUGUCCCUCUCUCGUUUUCUCCCUCGCACCGUUCGCUCAGGCUUGUUGUAUUUGAUAACUUGUCAAAUGGUUGAGAAAUGAAACUUUUAAGGGUUUCUGUGUGUUUUCUGUGUUGUUUACGGUUAGUUAAUGUGCAGUUGUCGGUUUUGAGAACGUAUUUGGACGUCGUUGUUGUUGUAGCCGUCAACGUAAAGGGGGUAAGUGCGAGGCACUGGGCAGCCGUUGGUCCUCGCUGCCCGUCCGUUAAAAUCCAUCCAGUUUUAAUAGUCCCUCGACGCGAAAAUAAAACAAUUAGUGACAAAUACAGAAAUAUCUCCUUUCGGUUCGGAUUAACUUUGACGUACAAUAUUCUUUUCUUUGCCCACAACGGGUAAGAGUUUUGUCGUGUUGCUUGUUACUUCGCUGGCCAGCCUGCCGGGGAGCUGCUGCUGUUGCUAUCGCGGUCGCUUCCUCAAACCGAGAGGCACGCAGGCAAGCUAGCAGCCGCUUGGUCGAGUUGUUGAAAUUUAUCCCUUUGUGUAUAUUACAAUAUCCUCCAUUUUUUCUGCCCCUUCCAAAACAACAAGCCUUUCGCCAUCUUGGUUAUUUUAAAUUCGCCCCCCCUCCCCAUUACCACAUCAAGAGCCCCUACCUUUCCUCUCUCUCUCAUACAGACAAACACACAUGCUACUUUAAAAGGAAAUGGAUCCACGUUUUUUUCGCAAGUUUUACAAAACUUUUAGACUACUUGGGAAAAAACGACAACUAGGAAGGCGUACCGUGUGCUGUUUUCGAUGGAAACGCAGGUGGUUAUAGAUCGUCAAGGAAGAUUUGAAUGCAGUUUUGUGAUUAAGUGAGGGGGCAUUUUAUGUUUGUGGCGUUGAAGAGCAAAUAAAAAGUGACGUAGCGUUAAAAGUCAGGUUUGUCAGUGUAAAAGAGACAGGAUAGCAAGUUACUGCCACCAUUAACCGCAUUUAUGUAAUCUAAAGCUAAUAUAUUGGCAAAUGGGAAAUAUAAGUUUGCUUAGUGUUGCUUUGUGUUUUAAGUGAGCUUGCAUGAAUGAAUGAAGGGGGGAAGGAAGGAAAGAAGGAGGGAAGGAAGGGAGAAUGAAAGGAGGCAUAUUAAUUACCAAGAACCCUAUCAAGGGAGGAACAGUCAAAAUGAAAUUAAACUGGAUAUCACCUCUAAAUAACGGUAAAUUACAGUGAUUAGACAUCCUUUGAAUUAUGAAGUAGUUUAUAAUUAUUUGAUUAAAAAGAAUGAAUUGGACUCAAUCCUUUCGUGGUAAAUAAGUAUGCUGUUUUCAACACAAAGUUGAACUGAUGAAUACUUGAUCAAUUGAUGUCUGAAAAACAUGCACACUCACACGAAUUCCUCAUAGUCCCUAAUGCACACACACAGUCUGAAUCACCCCUUACUGAGUUAUAAUAGUAGUUUGCAACAGUUAAGACACUGCACUCUUCGCAGAAUCACCAUGUGGCUUGAAAAUGUCAUCCAUCUUACAAAAAGGUGUUAUUUUAGCUGUUCUCUGCAUCAGAGUAAAACUUGAUCUCACUUUCUUCCCCACAUGUCCUGUAAGCAGCUUCAAAAAAGAAAGGGAGGGGAAAGAAAACAAACCAAACAAAUGCUUUGAAAUGGAAAAUCUGAUCAUUUCACCUCCCACCUCUUUUGUUUGCCCGUUUAUUGCUGCAAAGCUGGAGUGCAGAGGAGCAGAUGUUUAGCCAAACAUGAAGGCGCGGUGCCUCUGUCCUUAUGGGGAUGGCUCUCCCCUCCUCUCACUGCUGAUGCAUCGACAUGACAGCUGCUUGAUUUCAUGGAGCUGCUAAGAAGCCAUUAGUGGUAUCAGUGAAUUGAAACGGAACAGUGUCUCUCAGUUUUCCACCGCUAUUACAACUGUCUAUUCUCAGCAUCAUUUUGUGCAGAUUCACUUGAAUAUGUGUGUGUUCAUGUGUGUGUGUAUGCGCUGCAGCUGAACAUACAAACCAACAAGAAGUACUAAUAUAUUUGUGCAGUGUGUUUUACCAUAAUUUGGGAGAGAAUGAGCAAGAGUAAAAGUGGAAAAAAAGGGAACAAAUCUGUCAGAGUUUGUUUGCCAUGUUGCUUUGAAAUGAAAGCACACUGUGCUACCUCAAGCACACUCAAAUCAGAGAUGUCUCUCCUUGCCAGGCCAAGUAAAAAAAGAAAUCAACUCUCGGCUGGAGUUUCAUUCUCUCUCUCCUCCUCCUCUCUCUCUGCUUCUCUUCCUCUUGCUCAAAUUGGAACUGUUGUUUUUGAAGAGAUAAAGGAGGACUUCCGCUUGACUUGAACAUUCAGGAAUUAAGGAUAGACAUAGUUAAGCCCUAUUUGCAUGUCUACCAAAGUCACAGCAAACGGUUGCUAUUGACUAAGCUGAUUAGGUGAAAUUAGGUUCACGAGCUCUGUGUCUGGGGGUGCUGAAUCUGACAGAACUUGGACAGCUUUUGAGAAGACAAUCCCAUGAGCACACAUGGCUGUAUUCUCUAUAAUCCUUUACUAUUGAAUAUGGGUCUAUCUUUUUAUGUGAGAGAAAAGCCAUAGUUCUCUUAAAAAAAGGAAGUGAAGUGAGAUUUAUGAGGGGUGCAUGAUAUAUUGAUCAAGUCAUCAGUAAGAGCAGAUCCUUUCAGAAGAAUAUGUUACACUAUCACUUUGUUCUGUGAGUGAUAUCAUCUAAAUGAUGUCAGAUGUACCGGGCAUGUGAAUGAUUCAUCUGUUAAUUACAAGUGAAUAUGAAGUCUGCACCUUAAUUUAUUUUAUGCCACAACACAUUAUUCUGUUUAAUGUGACAAACACUUGGGCAAAGCUCUGAAGGUUUACUUGUUUGUUUAGAAACUUUUGGAGUAUAGUACCAAGAUUUGGUAUAAAAGAGAGUUCACCUGCUCUCGUAGGAAAUGCAGGGACCGAGAAAAUGAGACAUAAGCGUAGACAAAAGGUGUGCUCACACCCUGAAUGAUUGAGUCAUGACAACAGUUAAACAGAUAAACAACAGAGUAUAAUACUGCAACGUCUCAUUUUUAAAGAAGUGUCUUAAAAAGGAUCUCUGUUCAGAAAUCCUAAUAAAUAUUUCAACAUUGAGCAUUAAUAACUGAGUUUGUUGCAGAUAAGGCUUAUCACUGACUCUACAACCUUUUGCCGUGGCUACAGUAUUUUUGUGACAUCAUACAUUUAAAGAUAUAUGCUUUAGGCAUGGCCAGAGAGUGAUUUAACUGAUAUCGACAAUUUAUUUGAACUUGAGCUAAUUGUGGGCUAAAUGAAGUGCGAAUGACUCAGUCAGUGCAUAACUUUUAACUCAAAUAGUACACAACAACUGACGUAAGUAGCUUAUAUUUAGACCGAUUUCUCUGAUUAGACCUACAAUUGAUUGAUAAAAAUAGCCACCUGGGAACCCUGUCAAAGAGCCAUGAAAUACAAAGAGGAAGUAAAAGUCUGCUCUGUGAUAAUGAAACAGUUCAAGAACUGAACAUUAGACAGAGACCGGAUCACCCGUUCUCCCCAAGCCUUUCUUCAACGGUCAGCCAUUUGCAUAACUGUUCAUGCGCACAUGCAGAAAACAAUAACGACAAAGGACAGAACAUAGCAAGAAUCCGAGGACUUGGAUCAGAUUCUUUUGAUACAGACAUUAAUCCUAUCACCACUAAUGGCCUUUUGAGAAGAAGUGGUGUUUUAGCAAAAUUGCUGAAAGCUUCUGGGCAUUAGAUUGAUAAUGCCUCUUAUUGUUGCAGAUGAAAUCAGUGCUUCUGUGUAUCUGUUUGGGCCCUCAGUUUUAUGUGGUGUGUUUACAGGCCCAUGCAGGCAGCUCACGUAUUGAUACGUGUUUACAGGGCCUUGCAGGUUAAUGUCCUCUCAGCUGGAAAGUUGGUUAGCUCUCAGAUGAUCUACCUAACCUUAUGUUACCUUACUAUUUUAGUGUCACUGCCUGUUCACUGGAUGUUCUGAUAAGCAUCAGGGUACACAAUGAUUGUCUAAAGUGCAUGCUCAGACAGUGACUUUUAAAGUAACCGUGUCACACAACCUGCUUAUCUUUGAGCAUAAAUCUGCCUGUGUCUGCACAAUGAGAAAUACAGCUUUAUUUUCAAAGAGAAGCUAAUGAGAAAGGGCAACAUAUGCUCCCUGCUGUAAGAACAAAUUAACCAUCUUCAACUGUUAAUGAAGAUUUACAGCCCAACACUCCAUUUAUUUCUCUGCAUUUCUGCAUGGAUUUCAUAUGGUAGAUUAAUUACUAAACAAUAAUCAGUGUAAAGUGCAUGCAGGUCACCCCGUGUCGACUUUCAGGAGACGGAAGACAGAGCGGCCAAAUUUGGGAGGGAAAGGCGAUAAGCUGCUUCUUUGCUGCUCGUCCCCUGGGCCUCUAUUUAUCAUUCAAUGUGAGAAUUUCCUUGAUGAAAGUCAAGGUUGUUUGUGCAUGCUCUGUCUCGUUGGGAUGCCUGUUUUUCCACCAGCAAGGUGAAAAGGUUGAUUUUCUCCCUCCAAAGAGAGAUGCCUUGUUCGGAAAGUCCAGGCUAGUUUCUUUUAAUGAAGUCUCAAAAGGUCCUGAUGAUUUUUCCACUUCAGGGCUGUUUUUGUUUUGUUUUGUACAUUAGUGAGAAGGUGGAAAUACAGAUGUACUUUCAUGUUUUGUGAGCGCCAUAGAGCAGCCUGCAUACAAGUCCUCACAAUUCACUGUUUGUCUCCAUCACAUAUUCAUGUGGCAAAGAAGGUGAUCAGUCUAUGCGAGCUGAAAGCAUCCAUUCAACAUGUUCUUUAUGAAAACAGAAGACCAGAGACCUUGCAACAAAAUUUUGUCUUGAAUGUCUUAAAAGGAAUCCUCAUUAGUGCUAUGUUGCUCCGUGAAUGAGAGACAUUCAGACUAUCUUGAGUGGUUUAGAGGAAAUAUUACAAUGUUGAAAAUAAAGACAAAAUGUGCAGUAUAGUUUUUCUCCUUUCCUUUUUAGUUUUGUAUAGUUGUCCAUCAUUUUAUUUCUGCAGAAACAAGUUUAUGAAAAUGACAUCCAGGUCUGGAAAACCUGCUAUUUAGCUUGAUAUUUACCAAACCUUGACAUUCUCAAUCUGUAGCGGGGGGGCCUGCAUUUACACUUUUCUCUAGAUACACUCACGCUGGCUGCAUGUGCUCAGAUGAGAAAAGGAUACUGGAAUGGAAAAGAAAUAGGAAGAAGGUUUGGGAUGUGGGAAUGGGAAUGAUAUUGGUUUCUCUAUUGGCGUGCCUUCUGGGUCAGUGGGGUUCUUGAUGAUACUAUAGAAUAGCUUGUAGCAGGCAGGGGAGCUGUAAGCCUAGGUGGGUGUGUGGAUGCACGUAGACACACACACAUACUCGCACAUCUACACAGCCUUUCUGACAGAACACAGGCAUUUACGCAUAGGGACAGGGCUCUCAAACACACACACAUAUAUACACACACACAGACACACACAAAUGCAUGAGAUUGCGCCUCGACAGCCCCCAUUUAUUGAUCUUCUUCAGCAUUUAAAAUCUGGUCACUGCUGCCACAAAGGCUUUUUAUUUUAGCUGUGCUGGCAAAGACGGCUCCAAGCUAAGCCAGAAUUUUAAAUAUUUAACUCCUACAGAAUGCCAUGAGAAAUGACAAGGAUAGAGGAAAACAAAUAGGAAAGCAGUUUUGCACAGUGCAGUAGCUUUUUGCAUAUUUGUACCGAGCCAUGUUUCAUAUAAAUCAUGCUGGUACAAUCAGCUCUUACUGUGUCGGCUGUGUAAGAGCUACAGAUUGGAGUAAAAAAACUGCUUAUACAGCAGCAAUUUCUCCAUAUAGUCUCUAUCUAAAAAAAAGGAGCGUGAACCUGGAGUCUUAACUUUGCCCAGUACUAACCUGCCUGGCCUUACCUUGUAUCCCAGGACAGGCUGCAGUACUGGCAGUCAUUGGAUUAGUCACUACUGGACCUGGGACAUGCUGCUGUUUUUAGCUUUUUAAGUUUAAAAAUGGAAAGUCAUGUGUAGAGAAUGAUGCCUAAUCCACAGAAGCCCUAUAACACGUAGUCAUUACCAUCUAUCUCCCUGCCAGUGUUUCUCUUUCUCUUUUCUCACCAGACGCAAAAUAAGGUAGUAAAAAAUUAAUUCCUCCUUUUCUUCUUCGGAAAUGUGUUCACUUAGUCCCAGGUGGUGUAAAGGAAAUGAUCUGACUAGCUCUGUUCACACUACGUUUUCAAAUCAUUUGUCUUGAAAAGGUCAAAGCACAUUCAAGUGAUUUGGAAACCCUUUCAUACUGUGGUGAAAAUGUAUGUUUGGUGACGAUUACUUAUAACCCCUGGAGUUUCCUCAUCCAGCUCAACCUGCUGCUGUUCUUCUUCACUUGUCCAGUUACUAAAGCUAAACCUCGCUCAGUCUGUGGCAUUGUCCCGCUUUCCCUGCUUGUCUCUGUCUGUCUCUCUCUAACACAGUCUGUCUCUCUCUCUCUCUAUCUCUCUUGCCUGUGCUCUCUCUUACUGAACGAUGACACUGAGAGACAGCUGUAACGUGAGACGCCUCUCGAUCCUGGCAGGGGCUUCGAAAAGCCGAGGCAGAAGGGAGGGAGCGGGCCUUUAUCUGAGACUGGGGGCGCUGACCUCCCUUCAUUCUCCUUCUCCUUUUCUUUUUCCUUUCUCUUGCCUGUCUCUACGUCUGCGAGCAUAUCCUUUCCUCCCCCACCAGCCAAAGCCAAGACAGCACUAUUAAACAAGUGUAAUGCUGAAAUGCUGUCUUCCACAGAGCAGGAACCUGAUGAAUGAAAGAGGUGCAUGUUGCUUUUAAAUUGCUAACAUCUCCACAUCUUUUGGCUGACUAACAUGGAUGCAACUUAUGUUAUUUCUUCAGAGGGCUUACAGAACAGGGGUGACAUGUGUUAGUGAUCCCGCAGAAGGCCUCUUCUUGUGUGUUUGUGUGCGCUUGUGUGUUUGGAAGUAGAUGGAAACAUUCGCACACCCCGCGGACUCCAGGCUAUGGCUGCUAAAUCCUCUGUGAGAGCUCCCGUGUGUAAUCCAAACAUUUAGAGCUAAUUUAAGCAUGCAGGCAGGAGCAGCAUCCUUUAGGAAACAACAGCUCUCACUCUCUCUCUCUCUCUUCCUCUCCCUCAAUCCCUCCUCCAGCGAGUGUACAUGUGUGUGAAAGCGUGCGGUUGAACUAUAUGUGUCUGUGUGUGCACGUCUAGCUGUCGCUGCAGGGAAAUGAAAGCACUCAAUCACUCACCUGUCAGAGUACUUCAGAUUCUGUCCAUAACACACACGCGCGCACACACACACACACAUAGACACAUGGCCACACACUCACGGGCACAUAUGUGCGUACACACUCACCCCCGAGGGUUUGACAGGACUGGCCCUUUAUUGACUCCCUUGAUCAGGGAGACAGCAGAUCCAUUUAAUAGAAGCUGCACACACACAGGCAGGCAUUGAAAUCAAAGUGGAUUCACAUCUGCUCUCCACACAGCUCCACUGUAGCAUUUUCCGCUCACACACCAGAGCUGGUAGUCAUUUAAAACUGUGUCUACAGUGGGUGUUGAAUUAAAAUUCGAAAGCCAACCCUAAUAGAAGUCAUCUUGUAGAGUAUGCCAGCAGUUUUCUUGUCAGAGUUUCAACGUACUGCCCUGCUUUGGGUUUUAAACACAUCUUGUGUGAUUGUAAGGAGGGUCAAUAAUGUUAAUGUAAUCAUGAUACAAGCCUGGUCGGGGUUACAGGCUUGUUCUGUUGGCCUUGGCCCCGGUUCUUCCCCCAGUUGGCCGUGUUUUGUGCUGAGUGUUUUGGAAGGCCAGUUAGCCAAGAGGGUGCUGGGAGGAGAUGUGACAGCUGUGUUGGUCACGGCUACUCUGACCUUCACACAUCAUCUUGAUGGAUCAUCAGGGCAGUAACGAUACUCUGAACCUGUUGUACGGGCCUGUGAAAACUCUGAUUAUCCACCGGUGAUGAUCUGGUUGCAUACUGGACUCUUACUAUCGCUUCAGUUGUAGUUGUUCUGAUUUUUUUUUUCCUGCUUGAAUUUGUACUGUACCAUACUGUACCAUAAUCUAAACAAAUUUAACAGAGGAACAUACAAUAACUGACUUUUAUAGAUGUGAUUGAUAAUUUUUUUUUUUUGUUGGCCAGACUUUGGUUGGGUAUGUGUUGAACAAAUACAAAGAAUGAGUGUGAUAAAACUUCUUUAUUCGAAAUACUUGAGAUAAUUUACUUUAAAUUCAAUCAACUUAUUCUUUCAGUGCUAAAUCACGACAAAAUCUCAUUGCAUUGUAUAGUAUGCAUAGGCUAGGAAUAAGUGACAAUGUAGUUUAGAGUGGACCUCUUGAAAGUUUUCCUUGUCCUAUGUGUGCUGUUGAUUGUGUGAGGACUGUAACAUUUAAUAUGAAGCCACUGUAUUGAUGCUUUUUUACCUACUUAACUGUAAAAUCUAGGGUAUGAAUUGCGCCUUGAUGCAGUCUGUUUUGGGCCUCCAAAAGAGAAAAAUUGUAAAACUUUCUUCCUGCACAAUUAUUUCCUUGGGUCAGCAAACCCAGAGCAUGCCGUUUCUGAGAAGUCGAGUAGCCUUUUCUUGCAAAAUCUGUUUGCAAUCCUGCUAGCAACUAUUACAGUAGUUCAGCUCAGUCUACAUUAAUGCUGAGAGUUGUGAGGUACAGGCCCACUGCCUUCAGUUCAAGACUCAUCUCCCCUAGUCACCUGUUGUCCAAAGUUUAGGAAUGUUUUCCAUCAAACCAGUACUCCACAAAGUUUAAUUUCUUGGUAACAUACCAUAUUCUUUUUAAAUGCAUGUGGUAGGGUAAGGAAAGCUGCUGGUUUAGGUCACACCGUUGUAAGUUUCUAGAUGACCAAAAAGGGAAUUGAAUUGCAUUUUAAACACUUAUUUGUGUAGUAACAUUGGCUUUUAUUUAAACCUCUUACAUAGUCAACACUGAAGGUUUCAUAACCUAGCAAGACUUAAGCUAAGCGAGUACUGGUGGCUUAUUAGCUUGCAGCUUAUUUGGUUAUGCUGUGUUCACCAAAGCAUCAUGGGAACACUGUUUUCUCCUUGAACUGUCUCUCAGGUGUAAAUGUUUGCUUGCAGUGCAUUCAUUUUGUUAUGUGUUCAUCACUUAAGUUGCUAAAGAUCCUUCUUAUAAAAGCUGCUCUUGUUAAGGUCAUUUCUUUACAGAGCCAAAAAAUGACUGUUCCAGAUUGUGGCUUAGACUGAUUUACUUGCAGCUACCAAUCAUAAAAACUGAGUUUUACCAGUGACAUUUUCAGUUCUUCUAUUGGUGUUGGCACAGUUUUUUAUCAGAUGCAACAGUGGACAGUCCCCAUACAACAAGGCCAGAUUGACUGCAUCUCUGAAUGGGGAUAUAUCUCUCAAAAGAAAAAGGAAGUGUAUUGGCUAAUGCGGCAACGGGCUCUCUGCCAUUAAGAGAAGAGUUAUCAUGGCAACACAAAAACAUGAGUACAUACACGGACAAAAAGACAGAUGCACACAAUCCUGCCUGGUAUUUCAUAUAUAUAUUUAUAUAUAUUGCACCUCUCACAAAUGGAUUGCACUAAUGUUCUGAGCUUUUCGCCAGUCUCAAAGCGCUUUACUUUGUGUGUGUGCGGUGUAACCCGUUCCCUUGAGAUGCCACUUGCUCCAUCAAGUCAAGGAAGAAACCAUUUAGUGGAAUGACAAACACACACACACAACACAGCACCAGGAGGCUGGGAGGGAUUUGAAUUGCACUAACGUUUCUCACACAAAGUUCUUUAUUCCUCCACCCGCUCCUUACUUCGCCCUGAACAUACACUUACUCACAUACAAAGGUACUCGCACAGAGAUUCCAUUUUGUCAGCUUUCAGCCCCAGAUCAUGUAACAAUAAAAGAUGCUGCCCUGCAGUUAAACACUGCCAGUAAAUCACAGGGCAAAGAAAGCUGGGAGAAGCACUUAUUUUUAAGCAGCAUGAGAGACCACACUGGGGGGAAGGGGUUGAGACAGAUAGGGUAAGACAGAGAGAGAGAGAGAGAGAGGGGGAGAGAGAGAGAGAGGAAGAGAGAGCUUCUUUGUGCACUGUGUACUGGCAUUGUGUGUGAUGAAGAGAUGAAUCACUGCUAUUUAGGGAUUGGUUUCCUGCAACUGAUUGUGUGACGACUCGGUGGCGGACAGACUGUCAAGACUUGCCUGUUUUGUUCUGGGGGCUUCAGGAAAAUGUCUGUGGCCAAGUCUCGCUCGCUCACUCCCACAGGGCCCCGUGUGCAAGAGAUCAACUGAGACAACAGAGACAAACACCUCACCAGUGUCGCUCUUCUAACAAGGCAUCAAAUAUUCAAAAGCCAGGGAUUUUAGGCCAAUCUCAAUAUGUGUACUUUCAGAGUACACUUGUUUUCUUUGCUCAAAUACCAACAGUUUUUUUUUCUUUUGGAUUUUCUUUUGCGCAGAGGGUUCGCAUGAAACAUGGUGUGACCUUUCUUCUUCUUUCUUUCUCUAUCUUUCUCUCUUGUCUCUCUCGCUGUCGCUGGUACAAAAGUCUGACCCCUGUUUUUAACCCUGUUUAGAUGCCUCAGAGCUGCUGUUUGAUUCCUGAAGUUAAGUCAACAUCUGUGUAGCUGAGGAAAGGGGGGUAGAUUAAGGAAACCAAACAAGACAAUUCAGUGAGACAUCAUAACAGUUAGGUUGUACUCUGCCCGUGUGUAAACUUGCCUGGAGUGUAAAAGCGGGUAAUUAUAACUUUGCAAAUAGUUCCUGUUUUUCCUUUUUUCAGUUUGCCUGUGUGUGUGUUUUUGCCUUUUAGGGUAUUACCAGUUAUGAUGGCUGUUAUAAAAAAAAGACAUUUGAUUGUUACACAAAAUUAAUAAGUUCACUAACAUAACUCAGGACAGGAAUUUGUUGUACCACUUCAGAGAGCUUUGUGUAACUCCCACAAACAUUAUCACCCAUUGUUUCUCAGGUAAAAGUCCUACUGAAAUUUUAAUGAUAGAGUGACAUUAUUCGUUCUGUUUUAUUCCUCUAAUGUCCUAAAAAUGAUCAGUUUCAAGGUUGCCAUUGCGGUGCACUUUGAGAAAUUGGCAACUGACUCAUGGAUUUCAGUAGGUGGCAAUCAAAACAUGACAAAUGACAUUAAUAAAGUACUGGAGUAUUUUCUUUGGGAACAUUUAAGGAUUAAAAAAAUGUUGAAUUUUCAUAAAAUGCAACUGCAGUCAAGAAUACAUGACUGUACAUUCUGCUACAUUACAUAUAUGUAGAAAAUACUGGUUAAUCUUUUUGAACUGGCAUACAGCCGAUCUCCUGAUUUUUAGCUCCAAAAUAAGAACAAUGACAAAAACCAACCAUUGAACAAAAGCUGCAACUAAGCAAGUACAAUCAAAGAUAACUUUGUUUGAAAUGUUCCUUCUGAAUUAAAACAAACAUUUAUCUAUAUAACUUGGCAUCCUUUCUCUGUCUGGAUGAGUCUUUGUAGGCUGUGGGGAAGUUGGUGUGUGAUAAACAGAGUUAAUAUUGAAAUUGAUGCUAAUGUUUAUCAUUUAAAAGAACUCAUACAUGGGCUUAAGAUAUGGCCAUGGGUGUUUAGUGGAGAAUUGCCAUCCCUCUCUGCUGUAGCCAUCAUUACAAUCACGGCCUAAUCUAAGUAAAGUUUGCCAUGUGUUUGUUCUGCGUUCAACCAUGGAGAUUGUAUUGGACAGCUAUGGUAUCGGCACUUAGCCAAACCACACUCAGUACAACACAAAGUUUGUCUCAAGAUCAGGCGUAACAAAAAAAAAAUCAUUUGCUGCCUCAGAGCAAAAGUAACAAAUAACAAGAGAUAUUCAAAAACAUUUAGUGGGGACAUAAAUGCAAUAUUUGUCUUAAAUUAAAAAGGGCAAAAGUCAUAAGUGACACAAAAGGAAGUGAGCAAGCUAGGAUACUUACGGGCAAAACCCACAGGCUCCGGAACGGCUCUGCUCCCCUUCGGCACGGCAGGCGGAUCAAAUAUGCAAGCACUAUAAUCAUUGUGAGUGAUUCCACAGAACCUGGUGGUGGCCAGAUCAGAUAUACUGAGGUGCAUCAAUUCAGUGUAGCACAGCACGGCAGCAGCGAAGUUGUAUGCAGUUACAGAGUAAAAUAUACAGUUAAUUUUGAAAAUAAAAUAAAGUCAUUCCAUUGAACUGUUUUUAACUUGAUGAUAGGGAGGUCAGAAAUAUGGGUCUAAAUACACCGCCGUUCAUAUGCACCAAUCGGUGGAUCUCAUUUUAUGACUCCCGGAGAAACACGCGAGAACUCGUGAGAUCUCGUGCAGUCUCGCGAGAAAUACCGUAUUCUCGCGAGCGCUUCUCCGACGGCGGCGGUUCGGAUCCGGACGCUGUAUGCUUGCGGAUAUGAACCGCCUGCCGGUGUUAUGCCGUAGAAUGCACCCCCUGCCGCCAAUCCACUCAUUAGCUUCUUAAAGUGGAGGAAUAUUAUUAUUAUUAUAUAAUAUAUAUAAAAAAACACAAAUAUUGGAUCAUGACAACACGUCAAAUGGAGCAGCAAACUUUCGUUCUGUGUUUAUGUCUCAAAAAUGCAUACAUAGAGGUGUACAGUAAGCUGUCACGGUAGAGAACAUUAUAUAUUCGGGACCGCAAACAUUCUCAGUCAGAGGGCUAUUGUUUUCGGCGAAUCAUUACAGGCAUUUGCUUUUGAAUCUAUCCAAUAGUAAGGAAAACUAGGAUUAUUUCGCUUUGUUGUGUUCUUCCAACCGCGCUUCCGUCAAGGGGUGCUUUCUACAGCAGGGGUGCAUUCUUCGGCAUAACACCUGUCCGGAGUGGGUCGGAGCCGUUCCGGAUCCAGUGGGAUCACACUCUACAUAUAGAGGAGAAAUACAGAGGACGAUCGCGGAACAACCGUGUACGUUAGCGGAUUGCAAUGCUCGUAGGAAAGCUAACAAUGAUAUUAACUUUCAUCAUGUCCCUAAAGAUGUUAGUGUCCGAGAGCUGAAUAUCUCCCAUGUUACCUGCCACUUCUACUACACCGACAAUGUUAGGCUGCAAGCUAACGUGUAAAAGAUUGUGCAGAUUAGCGCUGUGUCCGCCCACGACUCAGAGGCGAACUGCUAUUGAUUUACUGGAGCUCUGCAGAAGAUAAGCCCUCGAAAAUGACACAGGUAACGCGAUUUUUGGUAAAAACUUAAUCACAAUUUAAAGACCACUGAGAACACUUUUAUUGGUAAAAAAAAAAGGAAAAAACAAAACAAAAACGAUCGGAUUGGGACUUUCAAAAAGGCAACUCUAAAGAUUCAAAUUCCCCAUUGAAAUCUGACUCUUUCCUGUAAAAUAAAGUUAGAUCAGACAUUACUGAAGACAUUACAUUCAAGUGUACCAUCCUAGUUAAUCAAAAUAUAAGGUGAGCUACAAAGACAACUGUAUUUCCAGGUUUGGCAACCAAAAGCUGUUACCUUGUUCAAAGCCUGGCAACAAAUUUGAGAGUUGGCACCGGGCCCUGCUCAGUUUGAUGAUAGCUGUCCUUUCAAAUUCUUUUAUACGUGGAGCUGAAAAAGAUCGUUUUAGUUGAUCACUUGAUUAAUCAAUCAAGGUUUGAAUCCCUUUUUGUGAUAACUGGUUUAAUCUAUUAGUGAGUAUGAUUAUUUUCUUGGUUUAGCCUUAAAAAAGGGUAUUCGAUGACAUGAUCUUAGGCUGAUGUAAUGACUUAAACGUUUUUGUGACUUUUUUUUUAGCAACAGAUGACCAACAGAUGAGAAAAUGAUAUGUAAAAAUAUGUUAAUAAUGAAUAGUUGAAAUUUCUCCCAUACCUGUCAUACUUACAUGGCUAAUUGGGAGUUUGCAUUGAUAAAGGAGGUUACUGGCAUUAAGUAUGUGGAAAAAUGUAAUGUUUUUAUGAUAUUUUAUCCAUCUGCCAUUGAUGUUAAACUAAGUAGAUCUUACAGCAAAAUGAGGUUAAUAGACUAACAGCCUGAUUCCCAGUCAGGCAAAUGAUGGCAGACAGCACUGGCUUUCUUAUCCAGUGUAAUUCACCUGCCUCAUGGCUGGCAAAUCAUUUUCUGUGCUGAAGCCCUAUGAGCAGAGAUCCUUUAAUCAUCCACUAAUAGGCCUUUAUGAAAAAGCUGAAGAUGAAUUCAGCCUACCUGGCUCUCUGUUAUCAUUAUCACUGCGAUGAGUUAUCAAAGUAUUUGUGUGUGUCUGCAGUCUGUACGUGUGUGUGUUUGUCUGUCUGUGUGAGAGUGUAGAUAAUGAGGGGAACCAUUGCAGUUCAAUGAGUGUGGGUAUUAUCAACACCGCCAGUCGAGGUGAUUUCUGUCCUGUGAUAAAAUUGAGCUGUAAUGACAGAUGUGCGUUGCAUUAUGUGUCAUAGACUUUGACAUGACUGCGGGGCAUCUAGAAAGACAAAAUCACUUAGGCUCAUAAGCUGCAAAUAUACCCAUGUAUGUUCUCGUUAUACUGUGAGUCAUUCCUUCAAGUGACAUUUACAACAUGAAUUACUUAAAAACAGCAGAGAAAACAGGAUCUAUGAGCUUGACUCAAAUGUAGAAAUAAUAUUUAAUCACACUCAUGAUGAUAACGAGUCUGAAAAACUUGUUUCUAACAUUGCUGUUGACCAGAUGGAUGUGUUUACUGUCAAUAAGACCUUGUUAGAUAGCUACCCACACAUGCAAUAACACUGUUUGUGUGUCUGGAAAUGUCUAUAAGAGGCUGCUUCUCUGUGCCUCUGCGCAUGUUUGUGAAGAGGCCUGAAAGUACUGUUUUUUUGAUACCAUCUAAUCAUGCUGACACAAGUUAUAACUGAAAGUUGUCGCUGAGAACUCUUCCUCAGAGUUUUGCAUGAGUCAGACAUUAUUUGUGUUGCGGUAUAAGUGUAUAUUAACACGAAUAAAAGCUGUAAAAUCUGUUUGUUUUUUGUAGUAUGUUACAGGGUGGCGUCUGUUAUAGUGAGCCGUUUAGAUUAGGCUCAGGCUGUAAGAGCGCAGGAGGGCCUCAGAGACAAUGCAUGUGAGAUGGGCGUGAGAACGCUGGUAAGGCUUGGUUCUCUGCAAGAACUGUCUUGUGUUUGGGGAAAAUAUCCUCACACUCAACGCUCCAGUGUCUAGAUCCAUUUCUAACAAACAGGUUUUGCAAGAAAGAGCUCAGGGAGAAAGAGACUUUUUGUGUGUAUGAAUAUCUUUUUGUUGGUGUGUGUGUGAGUUUGCGAAGCCACAGCUGCCUUUCAGACAUCACUGUGUUCUUUUUUUUUGUUUGAUGUGUUUGAAAAUCCCAAAAAACUAGGUUUGGUAAAUGUAACUUAGAUAUUCAUGUGGUUUCGGCUUUUUCAUCCCCCUCUCAAAAGGAAAACUUCCAGCAUUAUCGCAAUACUACAUAUAAACGAACAGUUUCAUUAUCAUAUAAAUCAAAGCACAGUAUGAAAAAAAACACCUUAUUCUUCUGACUUAGAUGAUAUUUAUAACCUGAACCACAUCUUUUGUUUCUGCUUUUUCUCCAGGUGUUGCAGCAGUUAUGUCAAAGAGCUGAAGACAUCUCUAACAGUGAGUAUGCUACAGAGCUUCACUCCUCCUCCUUUUUACUCUUUGCCCCUGGUCUGUGUUCCCAUGCUACAAAAGAGUUGAUGCAGGACUUUUUAAAAUACAUAUUGUCACACACUUCUGCUAUUACAUCUUUUUUUUCCCCCUCCUAUGGCACGCCAGAACAAACUUGCAGACUCCUCCAGUUUCAGGCCUAAUUUGAUUUUCAUUCAUUCAGUGAAAGAGGAUGUUUUUUUCUCCCCCAAUUAAAUUUAACAAGAGCCCCUUGAAAAGCAGUUGUUAUGAUUACAUUACAAAUUCGGGGUUCAUUCAGUGAAUCAAGCAAUUAAUUAGAUUUCUCCCAUUUUAAUCAGAAUAUUUGUCUGAAACGUGGUGCCUAAUAAACAUCCGUUGAGUUUGCUAUCUGUUCUGAGCCAACGCUGAAUGUAAAUGGUUGUUAACUGUGCCCUACAGUGCAGUGUGUUCAGUUGUUUAUGUGUAUAUGCAGCCUGAGUCUGCUCCUCUCCAUCCCCUUCCUUCUGUCUCUCUUUCCUUUUCUCUGUUUUCUCACUCCGUCUCUGUGUGAGAGCUCUCUAUGCUCAGGGGCGCGGCUGCGUCCUCAAGGCUUCACUUCACACACACCAAGGUGGCAGUUUGUUGUUGCACACACAGACAAUGACUUGCACUUUUCCCUCUUGCCUGACUUGAUGGCCUUGUACCUGUGAGUGCGUCCGUGUGUGCGUGCGUGUGUGUCAUCAGAUCAAAUGGGAUCUUUUAUAAAAAAGGUUUUAACUGAAAUACCUGUUCUGUCUGUGUGACCGUCUCUUUAGCCUUGUGUGUCAGCAGACCUGAUUCUAUCUGGUCGAACCGUUACCGCUUCAUCUCCGGCUGUGAAUGAUACAUUACAUCCCCCGCAGGUUUGAGCGAGCUGCUUGUAUCAUUUGUGAUAAGUAUUGAUGAGUCCUCUCUUGGGGAAUCAAUUUCUAGGGGGUGUCGCCUUGUAGAUCACCCCCCCCCCCCCAUCCAUGGUUGGCUGUUUCUAACUGGUGUGUUGGCUGCCUGACUUUUCCUGCAGCCCCAUAGAGAGCACGCACAGCAGAGCACAGGGAAAGAUGGAUCUCAUCCAAACAGCCAUGGUGUAAUUAGCUGACAUUUGUUGCUUGGAAGACAAGAGAAGGAAAAAGGAAAGAGCUGCUCAACUCAAACACCCAAAGGAAUAUGCAAAUGUUGAGAAAAUGAAAGAAAGACAGAGAAAUGUGUCUAAUGGCACGAAGAUAUAAUUAUAUUACAUUCACUUAUGUUUCGCAUGUGUGUGUAUGCAAGAGAGAGAGACAGAGAGAGAGUGUGAUAGUGUGUAUUAUGAACCCGUUGAACUUUGUGUGAGAGUCUUUGUCAGUGUUUUGCCUCUCAAGUCUGGUCCGUAGAAAGGACUAAUAAAUGUAUGAGGAUAACCGGAUGAUUCCUCACUCUGUUGUUUAGCACUGUUGCUCUGCUGAGCAUGUCCGAAAGUAUUCAACUGCUCACUACCCCCAUGAAUCAGCUAUCCACAACAGAGCUGAUUCUCUAGUUCCAGGAAGGUUGUGAGCAUGUGUGUGUGUCUGUGUUCACAAGUGUAUUUUGUGCGCAUGCAUUUAAGGGGAGAGACCGUGGAAAUGCAUGCCGACUCUCUGUGCUUAAGCCAAGGUGCUGCGUGAAAGAGCAGCAACUCUUACGCAGCCCCAUCUGCUUGAUCCGAGCUUGAAAUGCAAUGCCUUUUAAUGACAAAAUACUGAGUGGCUGGGAGGUGUUCAGAAAAGAGUCUGUGUGUGUGUAAGUGUGUGUGUGUGUGUUGUGUGAGUGUGAAAUAGAGAGGAAUAAAGGGAGAGGGAGAAGGAGAGAGAAAAACAUCUCGAAGGUCAGGAGCAGCGGGCGGCCGUAGGGGAGAGACACGUGAGACAGAGAUAGUCUUGCGUCAGCCCCACAGCAGUCCGCUCUUUAUGUGUGUGUAAGUGUAAGUGUGUGUAAGUGUGUGUGUGUGUGUGUGUGUACGUGUGUGUCCUGUGGGGCCAGCAUUUCCAUCCGCAUCCCACUGUGUGUUACAACGGAGCAGCAUGCCAGUGUUUCUAUUCUGAGUGUCUCAUUCUGCAAUAUAGAUAGAUAGAUAGAUAGAUAGAUAGAUAGGCAUAUGGAUAGAUAGAUAGAUAGACGUACAUAACAGAUUACUUUGAAGCAGUCAGUCGUUGGCCUACGGAUAAUUCUUUACAUGGCUCUUGUGACAGUGUAAGGGGAAAUUACACCUUCUAGCCUGAGGGGAAGGAAUUUGUGUGUCUCACAGCCUGUCACAAAACCUUGAAUAGGGUUUCAUCAAUCCUAGCAACUACUAUCAUUUUUCAGUUCUUAUUCAUGAGCCCUCUUUUGUUUCUCACUGUGUCUCUCUUUUUUUCUCUCUCCCAGUGCCCUUUAAACCGGUGCUCUCUAAGAUUGGGGAAGUGGUAGAGAUAACGCCUAAACAUUUAGUACUUUGUACUUGCCUCGGAGCUAAGAUUGUUAAAAAAAGCUGCCGGGAGAUUGUCCUCGGGAUAGGGAGCUGUGUGGAUUCAACAGACACACUCCAGCAUUAGUUUGGGCUUACCCAUCCUUGUCUCUUUUACUCUGCGCACACAGAAGAAAAAACACUGACCGUUCCCCUCCUGACUCCCCAGGCCCUCGUGGUCUCAACAUGGUUCAGUCCUCUAGCUAGACUUUUGAAUUACCCCCACUGCAAAACAGCCUCCUUGUCCCAAUGAAGGGCUUCAGCGUGGGGGUGAAGCUGCUCUUUUACAGACCCUUGUGCCAUGAAUCACUGCUCGCACCCAGGGAGCCUCAGUCCACUUGGGGGCUGCCUGCCUGCACGAUAAUGUGCAUGGUCAUGAGGGGGCCAUUUUGAAAGGAGGGCCAGACAAAACAGAAGCUAAAGAACCCAAGCUGUGAGCUUUCUCAUACAGGGCAACAAAGAAAGAGGUCUGUGUGUGUGUGUGUGUGUGUGUGCAUGUGUGUGUGUGUCUCUGUGUGUGUGCGUGGACAUAUGUUUGUUGUAGAAAGGAGAUGCUGGACACAAUGCCGAGUUUUGGGUGUCAUAAUGUAACAUAAUUGCAUGCCAGUAAUCUAUGAAACAUUAGGAGUGGACCUUUAAACCCCAUACAUCACAAACCUUUUAGCUGCACACAAACAGGAUUGCAAUCUGAGCUCCUUGGAGUCAGCCCUAAUGCCUAUUUGGAUGUUAGGUUUGAAAACAAGAGAUGAUCAAGCCUUUCGACAUCACUUGCCCUCACUUAACUACCUGCAGAUCACUCAGUGCUCACUCUGUGUAAGAUAUUGCAUCUUAGGUAUGCUGUUGGUAGAGAAUUUAAGAUAAUCUGCAAUCCUCAAGGACAUUUUUGCUGUUGAAUCCUUUUGAUUUCACUGAAAUGAAGUUGUAUUGCAUCGAUAAACCCUAAAUUAGGUGACAUAAGUUCAUAAUACCCGAUGUGUCACAGGGCUUAUCGAGCUUAAGGGUUAAAAACUGCUCAUCUGCAAUCACAUUUUGUCUUUUAUGUUUGCUCUUAUUGCUGUUUUUACUGCUGUGUAAAUCCAACGCAAACGUUCAUUUUCUUUAAACCCCUAUUAAAAAUAUUUGUUAAUAUGACUAUUACUAUUUUUAUAAUCGUUUAAUAAUCAUUCAAAAGAACAGCAGAAAGCUUUUAUUGUUUCUUAGCUCUUCUUUUUUUUGCAUGCAUGUUAAGUGUUGCAGGGUUCCUUUUAUGGAGAUAAUUAAGCUGACCACACACUCACAUGUACACUCACUCACCUCUCUCACCCAUAACCAGCUGUUGCCCUCUGAGAGCCUUCUGGUUUAUUGGGUCUAUCUGCUACAUUUAUGGCCAAACCACAUCUCCUCAACUCUCUGUAUCCCUCAUCUCUGUCUCUAUCCAUGGCCUCUUGUCUCAUGACAUCCUCAACCCCCAUACUCCCCCCGUCCCCCAGAUCUUCUCUCCCCCUCUCCCGCUUCAAACCCCAUCCAAGAAACACAUAGUGUGCGAUGGACCUGGUUGUCAGACUACAAUGCUUGCCUGUUGCUGAGAAUCGUUUUGUCCCUACUGGGCCUGUCAGCCAGGCCAGGUUGUAACCUGGAUACAGCUGCAGUCCAGAGGAGCCAUUAGCAGUGCCAGGAGGCCCCCAGCUCCCAGCGAGGGCUCAUUACUGUAUUUGUGCAGUCGCACUUCUCCUAUGAAACACAGCGGUGUGCCUGGUGAAACUAGCCAGGACAUUGAGCCUCGGGGAAACCAUUACAGCUCCAUUUAGAGUUCUGAGAGAGAGGGAGAGAGUGCAAGGUUUCAUCGAAAGAGGAGAACGAAUACUAAGAAUGAUAUUAAUCAUUAAACACAUUCAGCUUUCCCUGUACUUAACUGUGUGAGAGAGUGAGGAUCUGUGUUUAUUGGAUUUUAUUUGCUCUCUGCUCAGUGCGUGACCAUGUGCAUGCAUGUGUGUGCAUUUGUGUGUGUGUUUGUGUGCUCUCUGAGGCCCUGUUCAGCUGUCUGGUCUGGUGUGCAGAUGGCCAAGUUGGGGCCUGCUGAAUGAGAUACCCUUUUUCUUUCCUCUGUCUCUUUAUCUGUCCUUCUUUCCUUUCCUUGCCUUUCUUCUUCUCCUCUCCUUCCGUCAUCCCCUCUCUCAAGCUUUUUCUGCUGGGUUUCAUUUACCAGUUACAUCCCUGGCUGCCUCCUCUCUUUCAUCGCCGCAUCUGCUGAGGGCCAUCUUGGGCAGAGGAGAGUUUUCCAGCGCUCUAUUUUCUCUCUCCCUCCUUCUUUAUGCGCCUCUCAGGGCUCAGUGCGGCAGCUAGACGCGGUGGCUUUGGAAUGAAAUGUCUCUUAACCGAGCCAUGUGCCCCGGAGCUACGGUAAUUGCAGGUGAAAUUCAGCUUCCUCUUUAAAAUGCCAUCUCUCAUUUCCAGUUACCGGCCCCCUUCGUAUCUCUCUCUCUUUCUUACCUCCCUCCCCUCUCGCCUCUCUCCCUCUCCCUCUCCCUCUCCCUCUCUCUCUCUCUCUCUCUCUCUCUCUCUCUCUCACUCACUCUCCCUCUCUCCCCCUCUGGCUGUCUUUCAGAGGCGUGUGAAUCCCUCAGCCCCUGUCGCGUCUCUCUGCCCCAACAGACACUCCCACAAUGCACAGCGCUGAUGGUUGCACAGUGAUAUCAGCCAUGAAGAGGAGAGGGAGGGCCGCUGCCUAGACACAUACACACUCAGUAUGUGUGUAGGUGUUUGUGUGUGUUUGUUAGAGAGUGUACAGAAACAGUAUGACACAAACUGAAAGUGUGUGUUUGUUGGUGGGAGACAAUGAGCAUAUACUUCUGCGCUUAUGCCAGAGGACAAGGAAUGUGUUGAUGUGUGUUUAAGUGUGUAUGGGUGUGUGUGUGUGUGUGUGUGUGUAUGUGAGUGUGCCUGCAUAGCGUCAGCAAGGCGUGAGCUGUGUAGAGGUGACAUCAAGGUGAACACGGCGUGCGGAAUGCUCUGCCGACUCGGGAGGCAGCAAAUGGCUCUGUGGCAGAUGGAGUCUUUGUCAGGGAAGAAAAAUGGCAGCUCAAGAGCGUCAGAGAGACCCCCCCCCCCAACCACCACCUCACUCACACACAUAACACACACUUAUACACACACACACACACCACACACACCACUUUCUGUCUUACUCUACCUCUGACUUUUUUUUCCUUUCACAAGUGGUCACACACAUGAAGAGAUGCAACACAUACACACACACACACACACACAUAAAUCCAAAGACAAAUGCACAAACACAUAUGGACACACAUACAUCUCCUCCUCCCCUCCUUCUCCUCCUCCUCCUUCUCCUCCCCUCCUUAGUGAGCUGGGCUGGCGGGCGGUGACCUUCCCCUGCUCUGAGGGUUCCCUGGCUGUUUGAUCAAUUAUCCCUCUCCCAUUGUUUACCAGGAAGCAGGAGUAGAGAGAGGAGAGGAGAGAGAAGGCUCAAAAUGGCCACUGUCAGGUGGAGGGAUCCAUUUCCCUGCCAGCAAGGGGGUGGGGGUUAGAGGGAGGGAGAGAGAGAGAGAGGGAGAGAAAAGAGAGACCAGAGCUGUGAAGCAUGCUUAGAGGGAAGGGAGGAGCGUCGUUCCCUGGCAGCUGGGAUGAUAUGACAUUAUAGUGAAGGUGCAGCUCUGACAGUGGUUUCCAUUUGUAAUGCUGAACGUCAUCUUUUAAAAGACAGUUUGAGAUCACCAAACUUUGGACGAUCAAACAUGAGUUGUCUAUAAUCGAAUCUGAGAAAGAGUGUUUCUUUCCUGCUCCAAGUGUACAAAUCAUCCCCGACUUUAAUUCCUGAAACGGAUUGUCAUGUCCGUGCAUUGCUGCAUAAACACACGCGCAUGCAUGCAUAAUGCCACAGGACUGCAGGUACACUUCCUAUUUUUAGCGUGGCGAAGUGAGGGAGGGGGUACAUACUCUAAAGGUCAGGUGGCAGAGAGAAAAAAACGAGUGGGAACAAAUGAUGCACUAAGCGAAUGACACUCUGAGGUCCUGCUUUAAUAUGUAUGUAUCGCAGGUUGAUGGCUGAUUUCAUUAGCGCCUCUCAUUGUUAUGCAUAGAUUGUCCUCCUGCAGCAAAAUGAAUAUUGUAUUCACACGCGCGUGCACACACACACACACACACGCACGCGCGCACUUACACACACAAAACAAACCACAUUUUCCAGGGAAUACUGUAUGUUUGGAUCUUGCAGGGGGCUUGAAGAAAAGGUUGAUGUUUCCACAGGCUGUUAUCUGUGUCGGCUAUAAUUAAAACAAUUUACAGCGCUGUCAUUUUAACACAGGUUUUUGGCGCUGCUGUGAACAAUUCCUGUCAGGUAGUCGCUGUGAUUAUUUAGUGGUCCUUCUCAAUUUUAGAGUGAAUUAUUUCCAAAGCGGAAAAAGAAAGGGCUAUCUUUGUUUAAACAACUUGAGCGGAAUAAGUCAUGUCGAGUCUGAGGGACCAGAUUACGUCACUUUAGUUUACCUAAUUCCUGUGUGUGUCUGUGUGAGAGAGAGAGAAAGAGAGAGAAAGAGAGGGACGGAAGAAUAUAUUGAGAGCAUAGCUAUUAUUCACUUUGUGUGUUUAUUUGACUAUGUACUCCUCCUUGCACAGAGAGAAUAUAGGGUGAGUGUGUGAAAAUGCCUGACCGCCUCUGUCUAAUCCUCCAAGAUGACUGUGUUUCAGCAGGAAUUCCAGUCCUUAGCAGGACAUGAGCAAAUGUUCUGUGUGAGAUAUUAAUAGCUAUUGUGGGUGGAAAAGGAAAAAAAGAGAAGAAAAAAGCUUCUGCAUUUUUCCAUAUGUUUUGUAAGGAAACAGUCCAGAUGGAUUAUCUCUUGGUCUGGAGCUUUCUCUUGCCUCAACCAGCUCAAGUCCAAGUGGCGUUGUACUUGCCAGACACACACACACACACACACACACACAUACACGCACGCACACAAACCAAAAGCGCUCACGCUCCUCCCGUCUGAAGUACAACAGGCUAUUACUGAUUAACAUGUCUAAACUCAGCCGGUUCAAAAAGCCACUCUAAUUCCUUUUCCAUCUCGCUCUCGUAUGAAUCAUGGGUGACGUGACAGUCUUUCUUCCGAACAUACCUCUCGUUCCUCACAGUCGCAGAGAUAUGUUUGUCGCCUUUCUAUUUGUUGCCUGAGAAACCAUGUUGGCUUGUCUUCUCACAUUUCACACUUGGUUUCAUCCCCUUAACCCCUAAUGCUCAGUCCGGACAGGCUGCCUGACCUCUUGAGUCAUGGAUGUUAGACACAUCGGCAUCACAAGAGCCAGAGUUGGGCUGCGUUUUGCCCACUUAUAGAAAGCAAGAGGACAAGAGAAUCUUUCAUGGAUCAAAGAUGAAGAAUAAGUAAAUCCAGUGGCGCCCAUCGACAUGUUUGCAAUGUUUCACUGGCGGAUUUUAAUUUCAGCAAAAUGUGUUUUCUGCUUUUCUUUCAAAUGCCUCUUUGGAACGAACAUUAUUUUAUGGUCCUUUUGAGCCUCAUGGUCUUAAGUAUUUAAAGAUUUAAGACCAAAACAUUCACACUUAGCCUUGUGCCUUUAAAUCAGGAAGACAAAGCAAAACACCCACAUUCACUCCUUCUUUCCUGAGCUGGCACAUGCUCAUACACAUACACACAAACACAGACAUACACACACACACAAACACACAUUAUGUGGUGUGACAGGACGUCAUAUUUUUCGUAGUUUCACAGCAGGCUGGCAUUCCAGGACAGCAAAGAAGAGAUAAUGUCAGUGCACUGCUGGUUAACUCACAGUUUUAUCCUGUUUCUAGGCUGCAAAGCGUGAAGGGUGUCUGUUUAUGACACACACACACACACUCACGCCACACAUGCAAAACCAUACACACACACACACACACACACCACUUUGCCUUUUCCAGCCUGUUAGACGACAAAGGCUAAAAAAAACUACAAGUGACAAAAGAUGCCCAUAGACAUGGCUGCCAGUGUAGACAAAAGCUACACUCUUGUGUGGCUGCAUCAGAGUUUUCUUUUUUAUGACACAUGGUUUCUGGAAACCAGGAAGUGUGCCACACUGACUGACAGGAUGUAGGAUGAUGUUGUGUUGGUGCUUGAAUUAAGCUUUAGAGGUCACAAUGCCCUGAAAUAGCUUCUUUGUGCAUCUUAUUGUGCAACACAUCAGCUUAAAGGGCAGGCUUUUUGAGAGUCGUUGAUUCUUCAUAACGCCGCGCGGCUAUAUUUAAAUGAAGAAAUCAUGAAAUUCACCUAGUCAGCAGCGGAAAAAGAGCUUCCUCUCCAAACCGCCCACACUGCUUCCAGCCUUGUUGCGACUUGUUUGUCUGUCGUUGGAGGAUUUCGGCUUCUUCCAGAACAAUUGCUCUUAAAAAGCCCUCAGCUCCAGAGGACGGGAGCUGGUUUCACAGCAACAGAAUGGAGCUUAAAAACAUUAAAAAAUAAAAAAGUGGAGAGCUGUGUGGUAGAAACUUGGAAAUGCUCCUUCUCCCACCGCAAUGUAGCCUCUCUCUGUAUGCAUGUCAGGUGCCUGCAUGCUAUUGUUACUUUCAUCACUGGUGUGUGUUGUCAUGUGCAGCUGUUUGCUCUCCAGUUAGUGUAGUGUGUAGUGAGUUAGUGGAGUUACAGCAGUGUGGAGCUUCUCUCCAGUCUCUGAUUUAUUCUUAACAUCUGUCUUUGGCAGGUGUGUGGAACCACAAGGUCCUCUCUCUGAGCCUGUGAUGUAGCUAUCAUUGCGGGCAGCGUGUGUACGUACGUGUGUGUAUGUGUGCAUUUGUUCAAAACAACUGAGAGGGGCCUUCCUCCACCCCCUCCUUAGGAUGAGUCAUAUUUGAGCCCUGUGUAAUCCAAGCCUGUGUUUCAUGUGUGUGAACAGACAGACCCUGAGCAGUGGUCUUGGUCCUCACUCCCUCUGGGGCAGUGAGUGGGUGAGACACGGCUAUCAACAACAGGCCCGGGCAGCUUCAGUUUCAGCCUCGCCACACUGGGAAUCAACUCGUCGUGACACAGGCAUAGAGACACACACAUGAAACACACAAAGCGUACAUCCCGAGUUUUGAUUGUUUCCCUUUCUUGGCUCCUCCCAAAAUAAUAUCAGGUAACAGGAGAGAGGUGGCAGGCUUUGUGAUUGGUUCAUUUAUAAGGAAGUGUUUGGAAACAGUGGAUUCAGUUUCAAAAGAGCAGAUAGUUUAACACAUUGGUGACGCUCAGUCUAACAGAGGUAACUCUUUGUGUAUCUAGGCGUGUGUGUGUGUGUGUCCACCUCUGGGUGUGUGAGUGCAGCGCCGUAAUGUUGAAGCUCGGUUUUACACAGUCAACAAUGGAGACUCAAAUAUUUUGACUUUCUUUGGGAAAUCACACAGGGUUAGUGUGGUGACACAGGAAAUGGGGCCAUGUCAGAAGAAAAAAAAAAGGAGCUCUAUUUCUGUGGCUUUUCCGCUCAGCAUUUCAAAGCACCCCAUCGCUGGUGUGACAAACUCUUUUAAAGGCACAGCUGGACUUUUAAAAGGGUCUUCUACAUUUGCCCCCAGGGGGGAGAAUAAGUGUCCAGGGUAGAGAAGCAGAAAGGUGAUACUGGCAAAAUGGUUGAGUGAAGCCGUUUCCCGUUAUAGCCCUCAUUUAUGAUCUUUUUUAUUCUGUAUGUAAGGGCAGAAGUGUCAUAUUUUAUUAGACACUGAGCUGCAGAGAACAAAACCUCUUCUCAUCUCUUCAUAGGAUUUAGUCGAAAUUUAAAUGUUCAUGGACUGAAAACAACGAUACAGCUCUAUAUGAAGCCAAAUAGUCUUUCCUUUUCUCUGUGAUGUCGAAGGGGGCACAAAAAUAACAACACAAGCAUAAUUCUUGUUUCACUUUGCAAAUAUCAUGCACUAAAUCAGCUGGGAAAGCUUUUUUUCCAGGACCCCUUUGAAUCGGAUGUCACCAGAACAGAGCUGAAAGAAAGAAGGAAAGAACAAACCGUGUGAAAGUAACAUUAUGCACGGCCCAAGGCAAUCGCUGGUGACCACAGUGUUGAGCAGCUCUGGUCUCAGUCAACCAAAUCUCUUUGAUUUGAGUCUCACGUAAAGCCAAACACCUCGCAUUAAAGGGUUGUGUUGUUUCAGUAGAGUUUUUGCUAUCUUUUUUUUAGACUUACUACUUCCUCAAACCUUACAAUAAGAUGUCAAAGAUUUCUAGUCACUUAACUGCAUGGCUGACACCACAACACAGGAGAGGUGUUUUGUCCAGGUUUAUUUAAAAUGUAUAUCUUUAAUUUCUCCACUUACCUGCCUUCACAACUGUGUAUGAGUCUCUCUGCGUGUGUGUGUGGCACGUCUCUUUAGCACCGUUGAAGUGAAAAAAGUACUUGAAUAUAUUUUUUAACAAGUGCAUGGAUCAUUGGAGCUUAAAGUGAUUAAUAGUGGCCUACUUAUCAGUCCUGAAGUAAGCUGAAUUGACAUUUUGUUCCAAUUUAUUAUCUAAACAUUUGGAAACAAGUAAACUUGGCUCUUUUACUCGCUUGCCAGCCGUGAGCAUUUUGGCAAGUUACACAACGGUUGCUACAAAUUUCUUCCAACUUCUUUUAAAAAGAGGAAACUGAUCUUUCAGCAGCAUUUUUAUUCUGACAAAAUACAUAACAGACUUUCAGGGACUCUUUUGGCUGUAUUUGGGAUUCUUGAUGCCCUUGUGGUCCAAGAGAAACACCAAGUGCUUGCAUCGAUCAUGUUUAACUCUGACAGGGAAUCUGUGUCAUCCUCUGAAAAGACAUCUCUUCUUCAUAAAUGUAAUUGUUUCGUAACGCCAGUUGAAAAACAGUCCAGAUAAAAACCAAAAAUCAAGAGCAUACAUAUCACUCUUGUUUUUUUUUUAACUAGAGAGGCCUGGAUUGGAUCACAUACAGACUUGGUCCAUUCAUAAAGAGGCUGGUUAAUAAUAAACAGGCAGAGCAAGCAGCUGAUCAUUAUUUAAACGGCUAUGGAUGACUGUUAAUGUAGUAAUCAUAAAAGUCACCUGAUCUUGUAUCUCAUAUGAUGCAUGUGGUUGUGAUCUUUUUUUAUCUUUCAGACUUUUUUUGUUUGUUAUCUGUUGUUUUUAUGAUGAACUCACCCAUAAAAUUGUACUUUUAUUCUGUUUCAUCCUAGAUUCUUCAUCAGAAUGAUCUAAAAGUGGCACAUUAUUCCCAAACUGUCAUUACUAGUUAUCUGUAAACUUCAAUCUAACCUAACAGACUCUGACAAACAACAGUUAAACUAAUCACACAGGAUCAUUGCUCUGGCCCUGGAGCUACUUUGGUCAACUUGUAAAUGUGCAGCUCAAUAUUGACUCAUUGAAAACCUUACAGUCACUUACCCAACAAAUCAACAUGUAGAUGCUUGCCAGGGCUGCUGUGGAGUCUGAAAAGGACGGAACGAGUCAGCUAAACGUGUGCGGUUGUUUUUACAAAGAGUGUUGUCACAUAUAACAUGAGCUCAGAGCUGAGGAGUAUUCCACAGGCACGUAACGGCAAGUCUAAAUAAAGUGACGAGUCUGAGGAAGGUUUGCUCUUGACUCUGUCUUCCUCCCUUACUUUCUGUCUGGAAUGGUAGAGUGGGAGUAAAUGCGGGGCUUUAUUUGUCUGGAAUUAUCGGCUCAGUUCAUCAGUAAAGGUUCAACAGAUUUACAAACUGUCACAGUUAGUUUACAGAGUCUAAGCCCAGAUAUUUCAUUAUUAAACCUACGCAAAUAUUACUUUUUCCUCCCCUCUGUGAUUUGGCUUCAUUUUAAGUUUCUUGUGUAACAUUGAUGUAAAUAAGUGUCUGAUAUUGCAACUUCUGUGUGUCUGUGUCUACUUGUGUAUUUGUGAAUGUUGUCUGUUUGUGUGCGUGGGCAUGCAUGUGUAUGUGUGUCUGUUUUUCUAACAGUACAAAGAUGUCCCAAGGGUUUUUUCCCCCUUUUCUCAUUACAAAUGCUAAUGUCACAUUAAUGAAAUCGGCUUAGUUUAAGGUUUAUAGCGUAGCCUACACUCAGAGAUUUGGCCUUGACACUUCCCACAUAUUUCAAGUUGAAUCACAUUUUCUCCUGUGGGCAUGCUAUUCUGAGAUACUCUAAAAUGUGCUGGCCCUGAGUGAAUCUUUGGGGGUAAAACUUAAGAACAUGGUUGCCAAGCUCUGUCAUCGUUGUAAAUUGUCCGACAACAAGCUGCCGGCUGCCCUGCUUCCGAGUGUGACUGUUAGGUUAGCUACAGCAGUAAUGGCCUCAAUGAGGGCCGGGCUAAUCUAAACAUUGUGUUAAUGUGCUAGCAGCGGUUUGUAGAGUCACUAGCUGUUAAUCAUUGCUCAACAGAGAGCUUGUCAGGCACAACAACAUGCCUGAGAGUUAAUCACGGUUAUAGAUCUCUGUUUUUUAUGCGAAGGACAUAUUUAACAGCUGGGUUUCUAAUCAUUAGGCCUUUCCGGUAAGCACGUAUACGCGGUAAUAUCAACAGCAGUGAUUCCAAGGGUCAAACAAAGAGUCACGAAAACAACUGUUGUUAAAUUUAGAACACUUAAGAUGCAUUGCAGUCCCAUCUCAAACAUGAGAAUGGGGCCUUUAUAAGGCUGCUUAUUCAUAAUGUCAAAAGGACAGUCUAUCAGAAAAGCCUGCAAUUUAAAGAUGAAUCCCUGUCUUAUUUUCAUCAGACUCCCCUGCCUUUUACACCCUUUAACCAUAAAUAUGAGUCACUCCUCUUGCGCGAGUGAAAUAGGAGUCAUUUUCUAACCUUUCACUGGUUUUACUUCUUGCCUCAGUUUGCCUUUAUUUUAAUCCCAACGACAUUUGAAGCUUAAACAGAUAGUACGAGGAAGAGAUUGUUCUUUGUAAUUAAAAGCCAAUUUUGUAAAAUUGAUUAGAUUAUGCUAAUCAAGGGAGAUAAUAUCUUAAAAGCAGUGUGUGAGGAAGGCAGAUAGAGGGAGUGUGAAGAGUGGAAAGGAGUGACAGUCCAGCCGCCAUUACAAGCUGCUGAUUUCUGCAGAGUGCUUCAUAAAAUGUCAGAGCGCUUCUCCCUGAGCAAGACACUGAAAAAUGGCAGCGCUGUGAUGUGCUGGCACCUCACCUGCUGCACUGUGUGUGUGUGUGUGUGAGUGAGUGUGUGUGUGUGUGUGUGUGUGUGUGUGUGUGUGUGUGUGUCUGGAAGAGAGAGAGAGAGAGAUAGUGAGAGAGGGAAGGCAAGAGGAAGAGAGAGUAUCAGUGCGUGUGCAUUUGUGCAAGUGUGUGCUUGCCUGUGUGUACAUGCCUGUAUGUGUGUUUACAUCUGUGUGUGUGUGUGUGUGUGUGUGUGUGUGUGUGUGUGUGUGUGUGUGUGUGUCCGCGCUGGCCUCCCUCCCAUGUUGCAGUGAAGCAGAACAGAGUGGCUGACUGCCCGCUGCUUCGCCUCCCUCUCUGUCAAUACAACACUAUUCUCUCUCCCAGCCAGUCAUUUUCACAUGUUUAACAUUAAGUGAAGCAGCCGUUUGAACAGAGCAAUACGAGUGAUUGACAUAUUGAGUUUAAUGCUGCUGGAUUUUUUCCUCUCAUCAGAGCUUAUGUUGCCAGAUUGUUGUUCUGAAAACUAUUCAAUAGCUUUUAAGACUGUCAUUGGAUUUCAGUAUGCAGAGCACAACACGGCGGACUGCGUGCCGCUGUAAACACCCAACAUGUUUUCUUGUUUACCGCCUGAUGUUGAGCGCAUUGUUUACCUUCAUUUGCCAUUUAGCAUUAUGUCGGUUUGUGUUAAACAGAAAGCCGGGGUACUUUAAUGAAGCUAUUAUAUUGCGCAGGUGUUAUUAAUGAUAAUCUCAACAAAAAACAUAAAAGAGUAGAAAGGGUCAAAAGCAGAGCGAGAGAAAAGAGACUGGUCAGGUAAAAGGUGUGAAAGUGCAGAGGAGAUAAUAAGAUGGAACCAAGACGGAGAUGUGAGCCGCCUUUUCAUUUAGAGACAUUAAUAGCUUAAUGUGCUUCUUCUUUUGCUAGUCCGAGAAACUAAAACAAAACCUUGCUGUAAUUUACGGAAGAGCAUGUCUAGCAAUUUGUAUUAGAAAAAGCUAAAAUGAUGUCACCUUAAUUAUGUACAGAGUUAUAUGUCAGAGUUAACUAUCAAUAACCUUUAGUAAUGCAGGACAAUCAUAUGUUGGGAAAUAGGAGCAUACGUAAAAUCAUGCCACUAAGUGCCAAACGACACUGAAGACCAAAUCAAUCCAUGAAAUUGGUUGUCACAAGUAAAUUGAUCCAGCCGUCAAACCAUUGCUCUAAAUUUUUUUAACUUGCGUAGAUAUAAGUCAGAUAUCUCCUCCUGGUAAAGUUUCAGAGGAGAAGAACUUUCUCUUCUUGUUUCUUCUCCUGGACGUAAACAGACACAGCUCAUACGAUUGCUCAAACAGGGCUUGCCGCUCUCCGGCUAUCCCAUUGUUCUGUCACUGUCAGUUUGUUUUGCCAUUUGACAUGCAUGUCAUUUGCAUUAUGCAUAUCUGGAGUACUGUGCUUAUUCUGUAACACCCCCCCUCUACACACAAACACUCAAACACACACACACACACACCAACACAAAAUGCCUUUUUUCCUUCCCCCUCCUUCUUUCCUUGAUAUUCCCUGAUAACUGAUGCUAUUUCCUGUUUUUUGGGUUUCAUGCAUUUUUGUAUUUCCUGCGUUUAUUUGAAUACGUUGCGUUUGCAGAAUGCAGGAUGUCUUAUUAAGAUUUAAACAGGAAAUCACACUCAACUAUAAUACUUGGUUGUUUUGUUUAUACUAAAAAUUUUAUCCUCUCAGUCAAACCUGAUGGAAACCUAAAGCUCAUUUUAGAUGUAAAACUGAUCAUUGUUAAAAAAUAUGUUAUGCGCAAUAGGCGCAAGAAAAAAAAUCAAAUUAAGCCUCCCAGAUGAAUAGACGUGAGCUUGCAAUUUUGUUGUCAUAUAUUAAGCAAAUCAUUAUUAUCUCGGUAAAGUGAAUUUUUAUAGAGAGUUAUAUACAUUCCUUCUCAUAUGCUUCAAUAUUAUAUAAAUUGUAGUUGUACGGUUCUUGUUUAACAUAAGAGAAACUCCAAAAAGCAAAAGCAAAAGAGGUUAGCUAUGGAUUGCCUCUGUAUAAAUGUCUUUUUUUUUAGAUGUGAGACAUAAAAGUACUAAAUAUUGGAGAAAGGCUUAUAGUUUUUACUGUACUGAAGUGCUUCUAACUAAGGCAGUGUCAGUGAAAGUAAUGGGACAUGAUUAAAAAUGCAUUUUCAGUUGACUUUACUCCUGCAACAUUUUGCAAACGUCUGCAAAAGUCUUGAUAAAUACUGGGGGAUUUUAGCUCCAGUAUUUAAUAAGUUGGUUGUAUUUGGGAGGGAGUUGUGCGCCUAAUAUCUAUGCUCCAUAUUUAAGGCCUCAGGGUAAUUUUUCUGCAAAUCAUCAGUUUGGCUCUUUGUAUGAAGUUAAGUACAAUGAAGCAGUGUUGUGAAAAUUGGACUACGGCAAAUGUAAAAUACUGGAGUCUGUAAUCAAAUUAACCUUAACAGGCCUUGGUUUACCACCCAGCCUGCCUCCAAUGCUUGUGGUGUUUGUGUGUUAGUGUGUGAGUGCUCAUGAAUUAAUGUGUUAUUCUCCGAAGCAUGGAGAUGGUGUUAUUCCGUGCUUCCCAACUGCUCCAAAGUCAUUAUGGACUCUUGUAGACACAUGCAGCCGGUGGUGAGCAGAUCCGGUUCAGUCUGUAGAAAAACUGUAAUGAGCAAUGAGACUGGCAGAUGAGUGUGAGUGGCUAGCAGAGGGAGAAGGGCAGAUUCAUCAGGGAUGAUUGCCUGAUGCACACUUCUGGUUUUUUGAUGUGAAGACCCUGCUAGGUUACCAUGGGGAGAAUAAUUAGCUUUGGCUGGAUGCAGAUGCGAAUGAGCGGAAGAGAUGGGAAUUUUCUUAUUGAGCUUACUUUAUGAUACUCAAAAUGAUGCAUAUGGGCGUGCUUGUGUGCACAGAUACACACACAAAUGAAGACUGUUCCUCGAACACAUGCACACAGACACACACUCACUACCGGCUCAUUCUCUUCUAUUUAUGGCCGGGAAAUGGGAGUAGUGCGAUGUCUGGUUGAGCUGAGUAACACUAUUCUGUCACACAUAGGUUUGACAUCAAACACAAGUGACAAGCCUAUCCUAUCCCUCCUCACCGAGUCAUCACCAUGUCCCAAAAUCACAUUAUUGUCACUGGGAAGCCAGCAGAGACGGAUGGUGAGUAGGGGUGUUGAUUCCAGCCUUUGGCAUCUACAGUAUGCUUGAAAAGGCAAAUAAAGCCAUUUGGCAAGAGUUGAUUUCUUGUCAUUUCAAAAAUACACAGAAUGCGUGUGGCAUGCCAUUUGGUUUUAUAUUUUAUCUAAAGCCGCUUACAGCGACAUGGAUACACAUGUGUUUUUAUUUUUUACGACAGGGCCCAGUGACUGCUGAAUCUGGAAACUCCUGAAUGCUAACACCAUGCUCUACUAUUUGCAACACUCGGGACCAUAUCAUUACCUUUUUGCCCUGGCAGGCAGUAAGCAGCUCUAGCGUGGUAAGCUCCAGUGUUACAUGGAAACAGGCAGGCAGGCAGGCGGGCAGGCAGUGGUGUGGCUGUAAUAAGACCUGUGGCCAGCACCACUGCCAAGGCUAGCCGAGGCGGGGUGAGAGAUGGUGCCCAUCCCCUACAUGCCCUGCUCUGCCAUCUGUCACUGGGCAGGAGCAGAGCCGAGGGAGGGGUCUGAGUCACUCUGGUUGUUGUCACCUAGACAGGCCACACUGGGGCAUGCUGUCCCUUUGUACUCCUCUCAGGCCUUGGCUUAAUCCAUGUCAGUUGGCAAAGCACCAAUAAAAAAUGCAAAUAUACAUUUAAAUAUCUGGAUUCAGUUUAGAUUUUGUACUUUAUUUCAAGUCUUUUCAAAAGUUUUAAUAAAAGCCACAGUGAUAGCGCACAAACAGCUUAGAUCACUGUGCCACCAUCCAAAUAGAGCUGGAAGUUUUAUUACGCAUUACUUUGAAUUAAAACAUAUAUUUUCUGUCUGCAGCUUUUCAACUGGGAGGAUUUACCGUUUAUCUUUGACUUGUUUGAAAAUCAGAGCGAGCAUCUUUGGGUUUCACACUAUUAGCUGAACAUGAAAAUGAAAUUUAUGACAUUAAAUGUGGCUUUAACAAAUUACGAAGGACAUUUUGCUCAUAGUUUGGGCAUCUAACAGACUAAACGAUGAAUCAACAUCACAGCAGUGAAUCUAUUGCCAUUAUGACCUUUCAGUUUUUGCAGCCUGUGGUGUAGCAUGAUAUGACACAGUACGUGCUGUCUCUUUAAAUGUUCUCUGAGUUGAUGUUUGACUCUGGACAAAGGUUGUCACUUAAUUUUUGCCAAGGCGCCUGGUUAUGUCAUUUCCUGGCUGCCGGUGUGCGUGCAGGGAGGGGAGGGAUGAAGGGAGGAGAAAAGGGGUCAAGCAAGCUCAUGCGUGCGCUCUGCUAUAAGCAAGAUGAUCUUUCUCAGUUAGUGUGCAUUGCCAACAAGCAUGCAAAGCGCAAACAUCCACAUACAUAUGCACAUGUCGUGCCUGCAAGACAACACACCCACACGAACAUAUAUACAAACACAUAUAUACAGAAGAGAGAGAUGGGAAGUGUGCCCGCUUAUCUGCUUUACAAGGUCAGAAAUAAAAGAUGGUUCUGCUGAUUCAGAGUCAGUGUCAAUGAGCUCACUUUCACAAACACAAGCGUGACUCUCUCUCUCUCUGCGUGUGUGUGUGUGAGUAUGUGUGUGUGUUAAAAAGGUUCUUUCAGUAAUGAGUGAUGCGUGAAAAGUGACAGUUUAUCACCUUGUAAGAAGAGAAGCUGAUGGAUGAAAGACGAGCGUUAGUUCUCUGAAACAACGCCAUUAUAAAGCGGAAAUGGCGAUACAAAAACAAGUUAAUUUAUUUGUUUUGCGCUUUACUGGAAUAAACUAAGUGGAGAGCAAGCAAAGACUCCCAUACCCUGAUUAACAAGAAGUGCUAAUGGUAGGUUUUUAUUCCCUUCCUGUCUUUUCCAGCAACCUUCAUCAUGACACACUUGCUAUGUUGGCAUUUGUCUUGUUAGCUGCUCGGAGCAGGACACAGCUAGCUAAAUAGAGGUCAGUGUUUGACACAGUUGCAGAUCACAACAAAAGGCGGGGAGUGAGAGAUCCAGAGGAGAGAGUGAAUGUUGCGGAAGCAGCGAUGAUACAGUCUUUGUCGGCUGCGGGAAGAGGAGAAAAAAGAAAGAGAGAGCUGGGAGCCACCGUGUGUCUUUGAAUGGGGUCAGGGCAUCAUGGGGAAUAAUGCAUUCCCCUUCUCUUGCGCCAGGCGCUCCUUCCAUUACGGCUGGAGAAGAGACAUUGUGUCCACACUCUGAUUACCACUGAUCCAUGCUGAUGACUCUGUUGGCGGAUUAUCUCAGUUAGUAUCAGCCAUCUGUUACUGUGUGUAUGUGUGUGUGUGUUUGUGUGCGUGUGUCUGUGUGUGUGUGUGUUGAGAGGGGCGAGGAGGAAAGGGGCAGGAGUGAGACACACAGGGGGUUGAAUAGUUUGAUGCUGUCACACACACAUACACACAAACACAGACCCAGACGCACACAAGGGUACACUUCUAAAAGCACAUGUAUUGGCAGUCUUGUGUUAAACCGCUGCACGUGUAACCCUGCACCGUUACACACACGCAACGCAGACAUACAACACCGCAAAACACACGCAUGAUGUAAGGCCACAUACCAGGCUGCACAGGCCAUUACACCAGCAUCAAAUGCGCACUCUCUGUCUCUCCUUUAUUCUCUCCUGCUCUCCUUUCAGAUGAUCCUGACAUGUGAAGGCUCCUAUAUGAAGGCCACAUACACUCAUAAAAACCGCAGCGCUGUUUAUAGCUACACUAUCUCCUGAAGGGCCGUUGUAUCCAGUCGCUAUUAGCUGCAUGCGUUGACAGCUGGGUGCUGUGGUGUAUUUGUGGACGUGACUCUGAAUCCAGAGCUGGAACACAUCUUAUAAAUCAUAGUUCAGCCAUUAGCAUAAAUUCUCCCUCUCCUUGCAUCUGCGAGACCUGCUGUUUCUGGUUGCACCGCUCCAUGUUGAUUGGUUGCUGUUGUUCGAGUCAAAUUGAUUUAGCCGUUCACAGAGAUUAUAACGCUCGCCUUAUACUGCCACUGUGGUGUGCCGUUAAUUACCUAUAAAAUCAAGCUAAUUCUGAUGCUAAAUCCAUUUUAAUUUCUCAUAAUUAAGUCAGGAUUGGAUCCUUAAAUACCUUGGCGCUCUAUUAUUGUUGCAAUCAUUGUUGUGGCUGUGCAUUUGGUGGUGCAUUGCUGAGCUCAAUCUUAUUAUUGUUAUUAGAUUUAAUGGCUCUAAGUGAUCAGUUUGUAGUUGUCGGAGGAAGAUGGACUUGCCACGCACUUGUUUUUUUUUUCCUCCCUCCUUCUGUCCUUCCUCUCUCCAUCUCUCAUCCCAGAACGAGGCCCUUUGAGAGAUUGUGUGAGAUGAGAGGAGAUGAGGGGGAGGGUAACUGUGCUUUACACCUCUGCAAAAGGAGGGAUUGCUUUUUUGUUGUUUGUUAGGGGGGAAAUCAAUUCUGUUCACAUCAUCACGUUUUGACAAGGCGAGACAUUAAGUGCAGAUAUUGAGAAACGACAGGAAUGGUUUACAGCCUGUCCUUCAUCUUCUGCUCUCUUUCUCUUUCUUCUUGUGUUUUUUUUUUUUCCCGCAACAAAAUCAGAGUGCAUUGUCUUGCUUAUCCUUUCCCCCCUCUCAGUCUUUCCUAUCUCUUUUCUGUUUUCUCCCCUCCUUCAGAAAAGGUAGAGAAUGAUCCGCUUCACUUACCAGCUGACACCACAUAAGCCCGCUCGUCCUCUGAGACGGGAGCCUUUUGUUUUCCUGUGCAUUAUGAUAAUUAUAAAGGGCCACAGCUCCUCUCCAUUUUCAUCACCCUACUAAUGAUACUUUACAUUUUGUAUCAGGGGCAACCAUGGAAGGAAAAAAUCAGUCUUUUUUUUUUAUAAUGUUGCUCAAGAAUCUUUUUUCAUGUUGUCUUUUUCACCCUAACCUGACAUUUAAAGGGUGACAGGCAGUGUGAGGGUGCACACAGUGUGACAGGCAUUCAAGCAACAAAAUGUGGCAGAGAGGUAACGGUUUUUUGGCUUAAGAUUACAGCCAAACACUUCACCUUCACUCAGCUGAAAAUUUAUUCUUGUUACUUUUCGUGUAACGUUAAUUUUUUGCCAUUUGGGUUGAUAAUUUGUCUCUUUAACCCCCCUACUGUCACCCUGCGUGAGAGGCCUUUCUAAUGACCUCUGACCUUGCUCAUAAUUACACAACCACUGUCUUUUCCACUGCAGCAAUGGCAGUCACGGCUGCCCAAGUCCGAUGGCACACCAGCCUCCUCCCCGUGGACUGCAGCAGGUUUUCUUGUCAUCCUCGCCUCUUGCUCUCCCUCUUUCGCUCUCCCCUCUCCCUCUCUCUCUCUCUCUCUCUCUCUUGUCAGUGUUGCUCCUGGCGAAAGGCUGAUACUUGAUAUUCAGAGGAUAGCAGCUUUUGUCUCAGAGAUUUAAUCAGUGGCUCUGCUCCCACUGCAGAGGAGAGAGAGGGAGGGAGGGUGGCGGAGGGAUGGCAGGAGAGAGGAGAAGGAAAGAGAGAUGGAGGCAGAGACUGUUUAUGUGUAAUGACACAAUAACAAAGCCUGCCUGUAAAACACAAUCUGCAAACUGUGCUUUUGAAGGGGAUUUUCAGCCCUGGAUUAGUGUCAGGCAGAGGGAUACGGAAAAGGAGAAGAGAGAAAAAGACUCAGGUUGAUGUGAUAGACAGGGGAGGUGAUUUUCUGUGUGCAGUGGGUGUCGAAUUGUGAAAGUGUGUGCUCGUGUGUGUGUAAAUUCAUGUGUUUUGAAACUGUCUGUUAUUUAUUUAGCUGCAUAAGUUAGCAGUUGUGUGGGCACAGACUCACUCUGUUCUCAUUUAGUCGCAAAAAGAGAGUAAAGUUAAGAAUUAGCUUUGAAAUGGCCAAACAUUUUUUCUGUGAGAGUUCAUGUUUGUUGGUUUGAUGAUAAUAGCUCACAUGAUGACUCCGAAAAGACUGAUAAUGGGAAGUUACAUUGUUGGUUAAUGCACCCAUUAUCUGAAAGCCUCUCCAUUCGGUUGCUGUUGCAACUGAAAGGACUCAGUGAGCAGUGCUGUCUUCGCAGGCCUCAAAAAGCUCUUAAAUUUGAAUGUCUUUUUUGUCAAGGGGGUGUGAGGGGAUCCUGGUUGUCAGACACAGGUGUGUACGAGGGUGUUUUUUGUGUCCGCCUGAGUGUUUGAGGAAGAGGGAAUGACAAAGAAAAGUGAAAAUGUGUUAUUUGUCUAUUUUGUUUUGAAGUUUCUUGCUAACCUCUGUCAUUCCAAACAUCCCACUUUACUCACAGCAGAGUAAGUCCUCAGGUACCAGUGAUGGUCCUGUUAAAGAACACUUUCUCUCAGCUGUGGUGUUUUCUUGCCUUUUUUGUGCGGUAUCAGAGUCCUUAAAGACAUUGUCCUCCUUCCUAGCCCAUAUAGAAUCAAUAGAGGCUGGGAGCCAGUGAGCAUGGCUAAAUAGAAAUAUUGUUCAGGGGAAGUGAGAUGUGAAAGGAAAAGUGUCAGGAGAUGUGUGUGCGUGUGUGCGCUGGCUAGAACAUGCUGUGUAGGUGUGACACUAUGCAUUGGUGUGUAUGUGUCGGAGCCUGUGUGUUUGUGAGUGUACGGGUGGGUGUGCUUUGCUAUUGUAACCCUGCUGAUUGGAUUGUGUUUGACAGAUAUGGAGUCUGGAGAGCGGCUGGCCUCCCCUGCGCCCACCCUGUCUGCUGCUCGCACCUCCUCCCCUGCGGCCUCUUCCUCCUCCUCCUCCUCCUCCUCCUCUUCAUCUUCUUCAUCAUCCCCGGCUCCCCACUCUAAGAGCAGCCUGGCCCCAAGCCCCUCGGCACUGGGAUCCACCCUCAGCACCUCUGGUAAGCAACACUUUUACUUCUUCCGUCGAUCUUCUGUCUCUCCAAAAAGGCCUUGUGUACAGAGGAAAAAUACCAGCACACGCUGAAAACCCCCUUCCCAUGUCGCUUUAAAAACACGCCAAAUGUGUCCUCCUUCAAGUCUUGAUAGCAUUCAGAAUCCUCCUCAUUUCUUCACCAUGAAAAAUGAGUUUCCUCCAGUAUUAAUUAUACAGUUAUUUUGCAGCCUGUGUGAAUACACCUCUCUCCCAGCUACAAAGAUUUUUUUCCCUGACAGCUUGGGUUGCAAUUGAAAAGCUGCUGCAUUAAUGAAUCCCAAACAAUUAGGGGGCUCUUUUGUGUGAGAAACACACACAUGCUUCGCCAUGUCUCCUGACAACCUUCAGCUCUCUGGCUCCAGCUGCCUCAGAGUCAGGCUCAGCACGACACCCCUGCAUGCGUGUGUUUAUGUGCGUGUGUGCGUGUGUGUGUGUUUGUGUGUGAGAGAGAGAGAGAGAGAGAGAGAGAGAGAGAGAGAGAGCCUCUGCCUGCAUGAUUUAACAUUUGUCAGCCACUCAGUGUCUAGUCAGCCCUGUCCGGCAUCCAGCCUCCUUUCUAUGUAUUGGUCAAAGCCAUUAGGCAAAGAGGAGUGUGUAUGUUUGCUGUGAGUGUGUGUGCGCAUCUGUUUGUAUCUCUCUGUGUUUUUUUUUUUUUUUUUUUCAAAAUAUUCCUUGUGAGACUGAGUGAAUCAUUUGCUCAUGCUCUCUUUCUCCUCAUUUCUUAAUGUGUUUCUGUUUUUUUUUCUCAGAGGCCUACCACACAUACACACACAUGCGCACACUUUCACUCACACUCUUAAAGCGAGAUUGCACAGAUCAGGGAAUAGCAUAUCCAGCCUUCUCCAUGAUUGUUGUGUUUUCUCUCUGUUACGAGAAGAGGAAGACGCAAAAUAAAGCCCCUUGUUUUGUCCUCCACCUCCUCCAGUGUUUCCCCAAAGAAGAAGCCAUUAGAAGCAUCUCCUCCUUAUGCAUUAUACAUCCCUCUUAUCCCUCUGUGCCAUUACGUGUGCUCAGAUUUUCUAGAUAAGCGAUUUUGGACUGAGCAUCAAAUGAAAUGCUGAGAGGCAGGCUGUUAGCUCUGAACUUCUGCUGCGCUACGUGGGAAUCAAGCAAGCCAAUUCCUUUAUUCAUUUCAUACAAUGCCUUGUUCACUUUAGGGACUGCAACUCAAACAUAUAUGGUCACAAAAAUAGGCCAAAGGAGCUGACGUCAUCUCCGUUGCUUCUUGAUCCAAGUAUCAAAAGUAAAGAAAAGACAUCUCCAACCACAACAUCUUGAGUAUGUAUUCUGUGAGCAGGUACAUAUUGCAAAGAUACUGCCAUCAUAGUCUCUGCAGGCCCCGAUUCAAGGUCCUUUACCAAUGUGCCAAUAACACUUAAAAAAGAGAAAAAAACACAUGAACAUAAAAAUGAGUGUGUUUAUAUGUUUAUGUGUGGGUGGCUGGGGUGUGUGUGUGGGUGCAUGUGUGUGCGCGCAUGUGUCAUUGAUGAGGAUAUCACUUGGAGAAUAAAAGCUGAUCGGCGCUCGUAGCGCUCUCUUCUUCGGGGAUCAACUCACGGAUGCAAUUAACUUAAAUCUGUCUGUGGAAAUUUGAUUGACUGCAACAAACAACAAAUUAAUCCCCCUUCGGCAGCAUCCAAACAUGAAAAAAGCAGGCGGUGCAGUUUGUCAGAGUGGAGGAAGGAUUGAAACAGAAUGAGAAAGAGGACGAGGGAGCGGGAGAGAGAGAGAGAGAGAGGAAGAGACAGGCACACAGACUGAGUGCGAAAGAGAGAGAGAGAGAGAGAGUAGGUAAUCCUAGGUAUGUCUUUCCCGUGCCUCUGUCUCGCUUCAAAUUUUGAGAUUUAAUUAUUCGCCUUCUGGAAGCCUACAUUAAUAUUGAAAAGGCAUUUGCAGAUGCCUAGAAAGGGAAAAGGGGUGUGUGGGGGAGAGGUGGGUACCCCAGGCAUAAGUGAAUGCUGUGGCUGGCCUUUCUGGGGGUAGCAUUGCAGUCGUUUAUCUUUGUAUCCGUUAGCUGACGCUGGCAAGGCAGGCUCUACAUAUUCAGCAUAUUCUAAUGACAUUCAAAAGGCAGAUUUUUUUGCUGUCUUGUGGCAGAGAGGGGCCUUGAAACCAAUACAAAGGGCUACACUCGCACUACGCUGGCACAAUGGUAGAGCUUUGUUUCUUACCACAGAACCACAAACAGUUUGAUUCUCACUUAAGAACAGUCUGCGAGAUCCCUCUGUAGCAACAUGUUCAUUUAAAGUCUCCCUUUAGUGUUUUGGUAUAGCACACACACAUAGCCGGCCCCUCUGUGUCUCCCUCUGGAUAAUUAGAUCCCAGACUGCAUUAGUUCAGAAAACACUGCCUCCACUGUCACUCUGUUUUACAUUUCCGUGGUGUCUGCAAGUGUAUAGUAGUUUGACAUUUUCAUCUGCACUGUGUACAACACUUUCCUUUUCUUCAGUCAUCACUUUUUUGCAUGUGUAUUACCUGGCUUAUGCAGAGGCAUCAAGCAGGCUUGCGCUCUCUAGAAUAGAAAUUGAAUUUGCAUGAAAUAUGCUCACACCAAAUUGCAUCUGACUCUGGGAGGAGGUAAUACGUGGCAGUCGCCCCUGCCAGAAAUGAUUGUGCUCGGGAAAACGCUAGACGAUGAUGAUGUUGAUGAAGUAUUCUUCUGUGCUGAAAUUGAAUGCCAAAAGGAUAGAAGGAGGUUAGCUUUUCACGCCUUAUACACACACUUCUUUUGCUUGCCGACAAUAUCCAGUUUUUCUCACAGUGCAGCAUAUUCUGAAACUGAAGAAACAUCAGCACACAAGUAGUUGUACGCCGAGAUUGGAUUAUGACAAAAUGUCCUGUGAUUGAAAUGUGAAUGUUUCUUUUCUGUAGAGACACAGGAACCCUGUCGGAGCUCUCGUCAGUCUGUCAGGCUCACAGACAGUAUAGCUGUCUUUUAAAAUUAGUUACCGAGCGAAAGCUAAGUCUUGUUAAUUCUUUCACAAAUGGAUGUCAGGAGGUUUUGUGUUUAAUUCUUCUAUACUCAGGUGAAUAAGAGGCAGCACCUUCAAAAGCUGUUUAAAUCUAGUUUGUACAUCCUGUCGCUCCGAACAUGAAAGGAACUCAGUGAGGUAGUUUGAGAACAAUGUGUUCGGUCGACACAAAUAAACAUAUAAGGGACUAACAGUAGGGCAGUGAGUGGUGCUAAAGGUGUAAUAAACAACUGUCACACUGGCUGUUUAUUCAAGUCAAAAGUAAAGUUCUUCUGAAAUCUGAGCGAAUAUCACAGCUGAAUAAAAAAGUGUGUGUUUAAAAAAAAAAUCACGUUUUGCAUCGUAUUCAUCCUUAUUUCUCAUGGUAUGAUACUGACUGCGUAGACUAAAGUUUGUAUGUUGACUGAAAAUAAAGCUUGACACAAUAAAACACCAAAAAUACAAAGAAAACUUUACAAGAAAUAAACAGUUCUUUAAAACAAAUCUAAAAUCAGAGUUCUCCCAAAGUGUUGAUUGUCAAAAGAGAAAAAGAAACUCAAAAGGUCUGCUUUCAAAGGACAUUUUCCCCAGCAUAUUUGCAUAUUAACGGAAACUAACUCAGCCUAAAGUUAAGGACAUCUCUCAACUUGUAGCCUCAUAUCAUUACUGUCUUUUGUUGUACAAAACUAUCUGUUAUGGAUUUUAUUAAAAAAAAACAUUUGAACACGUCCCUCUUGGUUUGGAUCUCUCUCAGGCCGUCUGUUUGGAGCAGCAGGAGAGCAGCCCUUCAUUGGCUCCACAUUGUCAAGUGCCUUCCCUCUGGUUAACCACCCAGCCUUCGGAGCCCUCUACACUGCCGGAGCAGGCAGGCCUGAGUUUGGAGGCCUGGGUUCCCUGGGCAUGUCAGCUGCUCUGGCUGCCCACCCCCAGCUAGGAGCCCUCUCUGGUAAGAUUGGGAACAUUUGAAUUUCUGGCAGUAAAUUGGCUUAAUGUGAAUGCAUCUCUAAUCCUCUUCUCUUUUCUGCUCUCCAACAGAGUGGUGGCGAGCUGCUGAAGCCCAUGGACGGGGAGCUGCUGCCUUUCUCCCCUCUUUCAUCGGCUUCCCUCCUUUCUUCACCCCUCAUAUUCAGCCCAACCACAGCGCCAGUCCUGUUCAGAUCAGGAUGCCCGGCAAGAAUAGCCAUGCUCCACCUAAAGGUACAGCACAUCCCAGAAGAGCCAUUCAUUGAUCCGCACAGCUACAUUACUUACACGUAUUGUGAUAGAAUUAUAGCACGUGAAGCAGGUGAAAAAAAGAACAGUUAGAUCUGUUUCCAAUUAAAAACCAGCAUAUCUGUUUCUUUUUAUGUAAGUGCAUGUGUUUGUGAAUUAAUUAACCACAGUUCUAACAUGUGAUGCCACUCUGCAUUAAUGAUAAACAUCCAAAUCCCCAUUUCUUCUCUCCCACUAUCUCCAUCUGUGUCCUCCUGUCCAACAGCCUAAAUCCACUUUGUCCUGUGAUGAGAUUUCUCUUUUUCACGACAGAUUUAAUGACUUUCAGCCCUCACUUAGUGAUUCUGUCAACCCCCCUCCUUUCCUCCUGUUCCCUCUCGUAAUCUCUGUUUCUUGCACUCUCUUAAUUUCACAGUAUCUUUUAAUUUAUCUUUUAUUAUGUAAACCACUCAUGUUGGGCUUGUGCCUUGCGCUGCCAGCAUGUUUGAUGAGAUACACGUAUAAAUCAAUAUUUUUAUUAGCCUUAUUUCAUUCUGCAGUUCGUUCCAGAUAUUUUAUUAUCCCGUGUAGCAAAGUUUUCAAAGAUGGAGCUGAUUACUCAUACAAAGGAUCUGGUUUGUGUGUCUAGGGGUGAAUGGGGCAGUGAAUGGCAGCGGAGUCUGUCCCUCUACCACACAAUCAGGGAGCUUCUCCUCUAGUCCGGUUCCUGUUCAGACAUCAACCAAGUCAACCAAAAACUCAGACCACUCCAACAGUCACCGUAGCAGCCCGCAGAACAACCCAGCAGAGGUGGUGGAAAAGCCAGUCCAGAAAACAAAAGAGAAGGUCAGAGCUGAGUUAUAUUGCACUCCUUGUUCUGAGAAGAAGUGACAUGUGAAAUGCUCAAAUCAUGCAUUAUACAGUGAAGCUGAUUCUUGCUCUUUUUUUUUCUCGCUCAACUCAGAAACCAAGAAAGAAGCAAGCAGACACUUGUGGGGGUAGCAACAGUGAAUCAGGCACAUCCUCAGACAGCACAAGUGACGGCUCCCUCAGCAGUGAUCUGGAAGACCUGGCAGAGGAUGAUGAGGAUGAUGAUGACGAUGACGAGGAUGACGAAGAGGAGGACAAAUUGUCUGACUCUGAGAAGCGGACAAAGAAGAAAUCAAAGGUGAAGAUGGAUAGAAAGGAUUGAUGUGUAGCAGAUUUUAUAUCAAACAAAACCACAUGAUGCUUCCAAAAUCACUCACUAUGAAGACUGUGUUGUGAUUUCUUAUUUUGUAGUGCAAUUCAUUUUGAAAAGUAGAAGUGGACAGCCUUUGUUUUCUGUACAUUACCAUCAUGCAUUGUUUAAGUUUUAAUGAUUUAAUUUAUUUGGUUCAUAAAAACAAUAAAACAAAAAAUAAGAAACAUUUGUAUGGGCAAAAUACAGAUACAUAAUGACUUGUAUGAAGAUGAAAGAGAAUAGUGUCCAGAAUAAAAACAGAAAAAAAUCCCCGAAAGACCCUAUAUAUCAAGCCUCAAACACUCCAAGUAUGAAAAAGUGAAGAAUUUUAGAGAAAAAUGAUGUGAGAACCAAAAGAAUUUGCUAAAAUAUACCUUUCCAUUUAUAGAGUUUUAUUGUCAAGAAGUGCAAUUCAAGAAAGAGGAACAGUUUUGCAGUUAUGUUGCAACUACUUUGAUCGUCUUGUGAACUGUUUCUGCUGUUUUUUUCUGACAGUGUUUAACAGUCCCUUCAAAAGAAUAGCCCUCAUAUCUGUUUGGUCUGACUCAGAAUAACCUGUAACACUGCAUCCUCUCUCUCACUCUGGGCUCUACUUUCAUGUAGACAUUGCCCAAAGUAUGAAAUUGAUGUAGUGAAAACAAAUAUUCUUUGUUCCAACAUUUGCUUAUUUCAUCUCUUUCCCAGCCCUUGAUAACCAGCACUGGAUCUGCAAAGACUGACAGACCACUCUCUGGGGAGCUCCAGGACAAGAAGGCCCCCUCCAACCCCCCCACCCUUGUGCCCUUACCCUGCUCCUCUUCCCCUCCUGCCUUGUCCCAAACCUCACCACUGGCCCUGCACAGCUCCAGGUCUCGGACAGAUGCACCGCAGCAACACUUUAGCGUGAUCCAGUCCACCGGCCUGGCAGCCAAUUCAAAGCCCCUGGCACUCCUAACUCAGCCCCGCAGGGAGUCUUCGCCAUCUCCCUCCCCCAUAGCGCUCACCACAUCCCCAAAGGCUCUCUCUGGCACCGCCUCCCCCAAACCUCCCAAACUGCUGCCCUCCUCCUCCCCUCAGCACCUGCCCCUCUCUCUCUGCUCUUCCCCCAAACCCCUCUCUGUCCCCUCUCCACCUCGCUCCACUCUCCCGCCAUCUACCUCCCCGAAAUCUCGUGGUUUGACCUCAUCUGUGACAAGCUCCCGGAAGUCCUCGCUGAAGCCGCCUCAGCGUGCUGGUUCUGGAUCUGCCAAAUCCAACAAAAAGAAACUGCUGGAGGCUUCACUUGCACAGAUCAAUGAGUUCAGGCUCAAACAGGUAAGUUUACAUGGCACAUAAUAUUUUGCAUUAACCGUGUAAGCUGAGAGGUGGACACGAUACUUAAAACUGCACCGUCAGCUUCCCAGUUCAAAGUUAUUUCCAACAAAUUGACAGUAAUGUAUUUUUCAACUCGAGCUGAGUGUGCAGUUUAAUUCAGAGUUUCUCUCCUCUCUUUUGCUUCAUCAUUACUCCACCACAGCCAGGCCCUCUUUUUAAUCCAGUGGCCAUUUAGCACAUUUAUUCAACAGCAGAUUCAAACAGGCGGCUAAGGAACUGUUAGAGUGAAUCUGCACACUUAAUUUAAAAUGAAAUCAGAGCACUGACUAUUGCAGCUCCUCAUUCGCAAGAGGCUUGGAUGUUGUGUUGUGGAGAAACAUUUUUCCACAGAGCCUCUUUAAAAUGAUAACAUGGCUGUAAGCAAGCUCUUACCACUCUGUAGUUGGACAUCAGAGAGAUGCUUUGUUUUGUGUGGUUCAUUAAGGAGGCUGUGCUUACUUGAGUCAACUGGUAAGGCAGUGGGAUUGGACGCAGAAAGCAACUAGAUAUCUAAGACAUUUAGUUGUGUUAAUAUUUAUCAUCAAGGGAUGUUUCUCUUUUUUACUAUAUGGUGUGACAGUCGUGAGUUCCUGUGCAAACCUGAAAGAGAAGAAGUUUUGAAGAGCAUUGUUAGUCACUGAAAUGUGUAGUGCAUGGCUGUGUUUAAACAGAGCAGUAAUUGCAGAGCUGGGGAGGUUGAUUUUGGGAUGUAACAGAUCACAAAUUACCGGCUACCCCGCUGAAAAUGUCAUAGGUACUGUAAUUCUCUAUUACAUAUUAAUUUCAUGCAAUUAUUUUGUCAGAGUAAUGUAACUUGUUACAAAUAAGGCAGUGAAUUCUUUUAUCACAAACAAGGCAUACAGAGAGCAGUAGUGUUAGAGCCUUUUUAAUUUUCAUUGGGAGGUAAAAUGUGUGUUUUUCCAACUCUGAAAAGCAUUGCAGUUUGUUCAACAACAUACCAUCUGCCUUGAUGUUGUCAGCAGAGUCAUAUGCACCGUUUUGAUUGGCAGAUGGCUUAAAUGUGCAAAAGAAAAACAACACUUAAAUUUUCAGCACAUGUAGAGAUAUUUGUUGAAGUUACACUUCUUAAUGCUGUUGCAUUAAAAUUUCUCCUAAAUAGGAUGUAUGCUCAGUCUUUUAUACGAGCAUUUAAUCAAACAAGUGUUGCUCAGAAUCUGUCUGAUAAACAGCAUUUUAAUUAUGUCCACAAAUUAGGAAAUUUCCCAUUGAUUUUUACAGAUUAUAAUAAUAGUUGUUACUUCAGUUUAGCUAAACUUAUUGCUGUAAAUGCAACUGUCCAACAGUUUAAUUGUUGAAGUUUAAUGAACAACAGGAAAGUCCAAAGGAUACAUGCUGCAAUCAUCCGUCACUGAUGUCUAUCAGGAUUGCAGUAAGUGCUUAGAGCCUCAGUUUUAAACCUUGCACUUACUGUACAUAUGAUCACUUUUUUAUAUUGGUUUUAAACUGGUUUAUUUAAUGACAUUGUAGGUGAUCAAAGUAAGAUAUUGGUCAGUUUCAUUUUCUAAAGCUUGCUCUGUUAAACAUUCUGAGAACUUCUGUACCGAUCAUAUAUCCUAAAAUGUUGUUUGACUUAACCGCCUACAUGUACCAAAUGUUCGGCACUGAGUUCAAACCUCCUUUUAUUAAUAGCCUAUCAAGUUCACUGUCUCAUGAUUUGUAAUGACUCUUCGGUAUUUAAAGGUUUUAACCAUUUAACACUGAUCACAGUAGUUCUGCUAUUCUUUAUAUGUCUCAACAGCUUUAGAUGAAAUGGAUUAAAAAUUGUCACCUUUUUGUGCUUUAACUACGUAAUUCCCUUUCCUUGAAAUAUGAAUGACGGCGCAAUGAUCAAUAAGCUUAAUCUUUUGAGAUCUGCUUAUUCUGUGAAAAUCAUUUCCUCUUUCCUGUUUUACCAGUAUAGAGAAGUUUACAACGAGCAAAAUUCCCCCUGUGGUUUCAGCACUGUUACUGUAUUUCAUGGUCUGUGAAAUUGAUUUGUUUCACUUCAUAUCACAUCUAGUUGAAAGUGCAAGGCUGAAGUCGAACCUGCCUUUGCUUAAACACAGAUUGAGCCAAACUUGUCAUCAGUGUAAAAAAGGCAAACAUGGCCAGCUGCAGGAUGAUAAUGAUGAUGGAGCUUUUCAAAUGUGCAGACGAGUAAUGAGAAUUUGAGAGAGAUACUCAGUGUCUAUUUUAGUGAACUUGGCCGAACACAAUGCCUUUGGUUAUCGUAUUUAUGUUCUUUUUGUUUCUCAGAAAGGGGCUUAGACACAGUUAACUGUACCAGUGUUCAGCAUUGUAGUUUUGUCACCUGCUCAAACAAUCAGCAGUGAUGGGAACUGACAGCUAGAGCAACUCCACUUUGUCCCAUCUCUUUUCUGAUUUUUUUUUCCCAAACCUUUCUUUGUCCCUCUCCCUCUCACUCACCCUCCCCCUGACUCCCUGCUUCUCCUUGUCCUCUCCCUCUCUCCUCUAUUCCUAGACUCUCAUGUCCCAAGGGCAGACGUUCCCAGCUGAGCUAAAGAAGCAGCAGCAGGGGCCAAACAAGUCUCCUAAGAGGACGUCUCUGUCUUCAUCGCCAUUGCAUCCCACUCCUCCUCCCCAGAACAAUCACUCCAACCUCUUCCUCUCCAGUGCCCUGCUGGGGCUCCCUGAACCCCACCACCCCAAUGGAGUCAUCCAAAGCACCACUCAGGACGCACCUCUGGCUCUCAUCACCAAACCUCGCAAAGACUUGACCUCUAAAAGCAAGUCCCCUCAGUGCGAUUCCGAUGCUGGGUCAAUGCCAGUCAAUCUGAGCACAGGGGCGAGCAGAACCCAAACAACUGCCCACGCCGGGGCUCAGCCCUCCACUACCUCACCCCAUGCAACAGGACAUGGAUCCAGAAAGAACAAGACCCCCAAGGGUAAAGGACAGACAUCAGGGCUGGGACAGGGACAGGGACAAGGACAGGGACAAGCAGACCCUUUAGCUGCCUGGAAGGGCUUCUCUCAGAACCACCUGGUUCAGUCACUGGUAGAUUUGUUUCGUGGGGGGGAGUCUGGGAUCGGGAUUCCCGGUGUUAGCAUCCCUGGAGUUGGGAUUCCUGGAGUGGGGAUACCUGGGACAUGUAAUCCCACAGCAGGUCUCCCGGCUAACAAGGAAUCCGAUGACUCUGGAGACGACGAUGAUGAUGAGGAUGACGAUCUUGAGGAGGAGGAAGAUGAAGAGGACUCAGAUGAUAGCCUGUCAGGUUGGUAUCUUCUGUUCACAGAUGUAACUUUCACAACCCCUGAGGAAGCUGAGACUUUAAAAUCAAGGCUAAAAACAAACAGGCUUUGAUUACGUGUUAAUCUCUGCUAUUUUACAAUUACUGUACCAUACCUUUAAUUUGGCUGUCAGUCAUUGAAUAAACAAAUCCUUUCAAUUCAGUCAAUGCAGGGAUCUGUCAGAGCUCAGUUAUCCAUUAUAUUUUUAAAAAUUAAAUGUGGUCAGAUGCUAAGAAAUAAUUAAUUUGAUUGCUUCUGUUUGAAUGAAAGAAUUGGAAGGUCCAAUUAUAUCCAGUUAUCUACUUCUUGCCAAUGUGUAUCCUCGACUUCCAUUUCAGAGUCUGAUAGCAACUCAGACAGCGACAUCUCUGGGAAGAAAGUGAAGGAGUUAAAGCUGCUGCCGUCUGGAUCAUCCAAAAAAGAGAUGACUCCCCACAGGCUAACCAAAGGCCCAGAACUACUGAACACCUCAACCAAUCACACCGCCACCAGCUGUUCCCCCCUCAACUUACAGGUCAUCAAGACUCCAACCAUUGUCACCAGCUCCAGUGCCUUGGCCUAUCACAGCUCUCCAGGCUCAUCCUCCUACAGCCUGGCCUCUCCAUUAGGUGAUCUUUGAAAUUGAUUUUUCUACAAUGGCUCAGAGUUUUGAUUUAGAUGUGCAUCAGGUACAGAAAGACAUCACAUUAAGAUUAUGAUCAUUUCAGGUAAAUAAUGUCAAACAAAGAUAUGUUUAAUGGUGAAACAUCUUCAGCUGAGUAAAGAGUAAAGAGUUGAAUUAUUCAUGAUAGAAAAAUACUGCAGUAUAAUAUAGCAACAGCACACAGCUUUAGCAUUGUGCUGGAAAAUACUAUGCUUUCGUUUACCAGAAAAAAAAUUCAACACGCUCAGAUGACUGUUAUGAGGCAAUGCUACUGCUAGGGAGACAGGAAGGAGGCGGUUGGUUGUCAUGGCCAAACUGGAGCUCUGAGGUCUUGUAGGUACAUGUCUAAGAGCCCUGACAACUUGUUUGGCACAGCAACAAGGUUAAUUUCCGCCUUCUUUCGAUGUGAAGAGAUUACCCAGAUCAGAGGAAUAGGACAUAUGUGUAGCCUGCCAGGAAUGUACCAAGCAGACAUUCUUGUCCUUUGCCCUACUGCUUGAAAUCUUGUUUUCUUUAUGCUUCUUUAAAAUGGAAACUGAUCAACAAGCAAAAACAUGUGAAAUCUGUUCACUGUCAUGUUCAUACUAAUCAGGACUGGAAGAUUUAAUUGUCAACUAUAACUGCAGUAACCUGGAAAACUGUUAUCAUAUUUAAUAUGUUUGAUAACUAAAUACCAGACUUGUUGAAAUAUGAAUCAAUCCUGGGUAGAUAUGAGUUCAUCACAUACAGUUAAUGUGUGUUUUCACUGUCUCUAUUUUUGUUUAUGCUAAUGCUCUUUUUGCUAGAGCAUGUAAAACAAAAAAAAAUCAAUUUCUAAGAUGAAGCAAUUAGGUUUAACUUUCAAUGUUUAACCAAAAUAAAAAGGGCAAUUCUUAUUGUAGCUCAAGAACUGAUUUUUUUGUGUGUGUGCUAGUUUAGUAAUCUGCGCAUUGUUCACCCGUUAAAUUGUUAUCAGUUUUGAUAUCAAAAUUCCAAGUCUGUCAGUCUGAACUGUUCAUAGAGGAGUUCAGGGGAUUUGGAGGCUGCUUCUGUAUGUGUGAGGUUUCCUGUUACACAGGUUGUGCUGUCAAAUUGAUGGCUGAACUCUGUCUCUUCACAGGCUUAGGGAAGAGGAAGAGGGUGAUGGAUGAGAAGGAGUUGAUGACACCUCUGGAGUUGGGGUAUGUACAAGGGGCUGAGAAAAAGAAAGCUCUUAUAAAGAGAUUCACUGGAGAUCACACUCGCACAUGGUGGAAAAAUGCACAAUACAAGCUUUUUAUCCACAACUGGGCACUUUUGUCAUUCUCAAAAUCGCAGGUGGCGGAGAGAAACAAGAAUCAAAUCAGUGGCGGGGCGGCCUCAGGGCGAGGUGGCCUACUAUGCCCCGUGUGGCAAGAAACUAAGGCAGUACCCAGAUGUGAUGAAGGUACCUCAGCCGCACUGAGCUGCACUUUAGUUUACAUUAAGACACACAAGCAGAUGUUUUGAGACAUACAGAUGAGAAUAACAUACUUUAAGAAUUACAUUGGGAUUCGUUGUGAGUGGUAUGGAUUGAUAAUUCAUCAUCCAGUUGAUUUAUGGAUAUUUUUGCUCACAAUUGCAGCACUACUCAUCCACAUUACUCAAAAAAAAUGCUUGUGUAUCAGGAUUAUAAUCUAUGUUGUUGCUCCAGUUGCACUUAACCCCCACCCCCACCCCCACCCCCACCCAGCUUCCUGUGACCCUAAUAGUAAGAGAUGAUAUUCUUAGAUCCACUCCUUGUGUCACUUUUUCACCCUCCUCCCCCCCUCCUUUGAAAAUGAUUAAUGGUUAGUUUUGGGAUGCACAGCUCUCACCCCUUUUUAUACGUUAUAAUAUAGGCUGUAAUCUUCCUUGUUUGCUCCAUCCAAAGCUCAGCUACGCUAAUCGUUAGAGCUGCCUUUGAGUGUUGUAGUGCAAAGAGAAAAAUGUGUACUCAUUCACUCACUGCUAGACAUUCAGCAGGCAGUAAAAAGCCUAGCAUGGCCACAGAUAAAUAAGAAAGGGACUGAAUUGUGCAACCCAAGGUCAGAACCGUUUUUCUCUCCUGAGAGCUUUUGCUCUUUUUUUUUUUGUCCCCUGGCUUUUAUAAUGAUUAGUAGCACUGCACAGAAGCACACUGUAACCUAACUCCCUCCAAUCUAGAGCCUCCCAGUUGCUUUUCAAUGUCGCUAAUUUCGCUAAUUUUUUUCUGCCUAAACCAACGCCAUUAUUAUUUUCUCUUCUGUAGUAUCUAUCCAGAAAUGGAAUAAGUGGCAUCACGCGUGAUAAUUUUAGCUUCAGUGCAAAGAUAAGGGUUGGUGACUUCUAUGAAGCCAGAGAAGGACCCCAGGUGACUGCCUUUCAUCUCUCUCUCUCUCUGUCCCUGAUCCCUGUUCAUCUUUUCAUCUAGUGGUAGGCAAAGCUUCAUGCAGCAGUCACUGUCAGGGCAUGGAUAGGAAUCAACCAAAACCCUCAGUAGUUCUAGUUCAUAGACCUCUCACUGUGCAUGGAUAAAUGUAAUAAUCAGACAUUACUUCCACAGGUGACCAGUGAUAUAUGCCAUGUAAUGUGACUGUGAUACUAAGAGUUGAAUAGAAGCUUGAACUAUACAUAACCUGGAGUAGAAUACAGGAAACAUCUAAGCAUAAAUCCUUGAAGUGUGAGGGUCAGAGAACAACUAGGUGACAAAUGUUUAACAGUCAGUGAGUAAAUUUGAUCAUGCAUAGCUUAGUUAGAUGUUUUGUAUGAAAAAAUGUAAUGCUAUGUGGUUUCAAAGAGCCUUUUACUUCACACCUGUACACCCAAAUUAGUCUAGCUAGCCAAUUAGUAAUGUUGUUCCUUAGUUACUUAAGUGACAGAUGUCAACAUGUCAAUCACUGUUUCAUCUCUCACUCCCUUCCCACCUCCCAAUCUGCCCGUCUCUCCAACGUCUUCCUCUCCUCAGGGGUUACAGUGGAGCCUAUUGAAGGAAGAGGAGGUUAUUCCUCGUAUUCUCGCUAUGGAGGGACGGAGAGGUCGUCCCCCCAAUUCAGAGCGUCAGUUAGCAGGCGACAGUGUCAAAGGUAACCGGCGGAGGAAGGGACGCCCUCCUAAUGUGGGUGAUCCGCUGGUUCCUGAGGGCCCCAGUCCCAGUGAGGUCAAACUUCUGCGCAAACUAGAGGCUCAAGGUGAGGAGAGGAAAUGAGCCCUGAAAUAUGUUUGUCAGGGGUGUAUGUGCCAUUAAUCAACCAGCCAUUAUACAGGCAGCAGAGGCCAAGCAAGGAGUUACAUUUUUUUCCUUUUUUUGUUAUGCUUGUUUGCUUGAUCCAUCAACUCUACGUGAAGCAACAUGCAUACUUUUUUAAUUAGAACUGUUAUCACAUCUUUUUAGGAUUUUUUUGUGUACGCCUGUGGCAAAAAAACAAAUUUCAGAUGCUUUGACAAAAACAAACAAAAAGCACAUUUUUGUCUUUAUUUGGACCACAUAAAAUUGAUUGUGGACACUCGUCUUUGUUGAUAAACUCACUAAACAUAUUUAAUUCCUUUAGUAUAAGAAAAAUGCACCGAUUCUUGCUGUCCAUCUAUAUUUGUGUGAUUUGUUUAAUUAAGAAAGGUUUUCUUCAGUCAGAUGUGCUAAGUCAUACCACAGUAGCGUUUAGGUACUCUUUAAAUUCCUCUCUGACAGUACCUUUCAUCCUGCAGAGAUAGCCCGACAGGCUGCCCAGAUGAAACUGAUGAGAAAACUGGAAAAGCAGGCACUGGCGCGUGCAGCUAAAGAAGCUAGAAAACAGCAAGGUAAACUCAAUUUUUCCUCUCUGUGUGUGUUGUUAACAAGAGCACGGGGCUAUAAGGGUGUUUGUUGAUUUUUUUUGUGUGUGUGGCUGGUCUGACGGUCACUUCAAACCACCUUGAUAGUAUAAAAAACCAGCAGGACCAGCACCCUCUGUAGAAACUCCUGCUUGUUUUACAGCUUUUGUUUGUGCGGAGGCUCAUAUUUAUUUCCAUCACUCUCGGCUUUAAUCUUCUUUCUGCUCUAAUCUUAAUUACUGGCGUGCUGCUGGUAGCAAACAUAAUGCUUGUAUAUGCUGUAUUUUAUAUUCCAAAACAAAAAAAAACAUAGCAAAAACUCCAGAUCAUAAUCUGUGUUUGCUUUGUUUCUGUUUUAGUCACUCAUACCUCGCAGGGACAUCAACAUUUUUCACACUUUUAUUUUCAGUAUGGUUUGUCUUCACUGAAGAGACCGUGUUUAUGUGUUUUAUUCCAGAUUUGUGCAACAGACUGUCAUUGUUUGGCUCUCAUACUGCUGCAGUUUGACCCCUUUAAUGAAUGCAGCCUAAAAAAAAAUCUCUGCCCAGCUUUUGUCGGUCUGUUUACAGCGAUAUAACACUGAUUUGUCUCUUAGCUAUCAUGGCAGCGGAGGAGAGGAGGAAACAGAAAGAGCAGAUCAAGAUUCUCAAGCAGCAGGUGGGUCUGCCUUACAUGUGUGCCUACAAAUCUUUUCUCCCUCCCUUCCUCCUUAUCUAAGUGUCCUUACACACAUAGUCACUUUAAGAAAUGCUGAAUAGUUAUUUUGUGAUGCUUUAAAGUUUGCUUUUUCAAUUAUCAUCAUUAUGUCUAGUACUCAACUUAUUGCUGUGUCUCUACGCCCACCCCAAGUGGAAUAGAGUGCUCGGAAAGUGAUUUUAUCGGAGGAUGUUUUCCACUGUCUCAAAUAUUAAGAGAUUAUGUUUUUUUUUUUACAGGAAAAGAUCAAGCGCAUUCAGCAGAUUCGGAUGGAGAAGGAACUCAGGGCGCAGCAAAUUUUGGAGGUACAGAAUCUGAUCCAACAGCACCUCUGAUUAAGCAGAACAUUCCUGGAUAGCUUCAGCCCCUCAGUCUAUAGUGUUUUAAUCUUCCUAAAGCUCAUUACUGAACAGCAGCAUGCAUUGGAGGGAGUUGCGUCUUCUUAGGCAUAAUUCCACAUGGAACUAAUGCUAAAUUGGUCUUGGUUGACGGCUGUUGAAUAUUAAAAUGGCUGUUGCUGCCUCUUCAGACCUUAUUUAAAUUGGACAGAAAAGUCUUUUUUUUUCAUCAGACAACAGUAACAGUUUAGCAUAAGUGGGUCGAGGAAAAAAAAGGUGCUGUUUUCUGCACACACAAACACACAUGCAAAGAUGCAGGAACACAUACACACACAUACACACACGUUUCAGGCACACACAAUUAUGCUGCAGGAGCUUCAAAGUGUUUUAGCAGGACUAAAUCAAUUUUGAGUUGACACGGUUGACAAGCCACUCUUAACGGGAGGCUUCAACAUAUUCACAAUUAGGUGUUAAAGAGAUACAUUAUUCAUUCACUGUGUUUUACAAAUUUCACCGGCAUUCAGAAGCAUAAAAUCUUUGCUCAAACCAGAAAACUGCAAACAAUCAGUUAAAGUGCAGCAAAGCCCUCAUCCAAGACUGAUUGAUGUGUGUCUGUCUCGGUGAUUCUUGACCUUCAUCUUUAUUCAUAGGCCAAACGCAAAAAGAAGCAAGAGGCAGCCAAUGCCAAAAUACUGGAGGCUGAAAAACGGUUGAAGGUAUGUUUGUAUCUUUUGAAUAAAAACCCUCGGAAAAGAUUUAAAACUCCAGUUAGCGUCACCUUUGAACACACGUGGAAAGGUUCCUUUUUAGAUCAACUGUCACAUGAAUCAGAUAAGUUCAUGCUCAAAAGGUAGUUUGCAGUAAAAUUAGAGCAGUCUUCUCAAAGGAGUUGAAAUUUCAUCCUUCUGCAGUGAUUUCUUUUAAUGAUAUCGGGACAAUGGAAGUGUAUUGAUUUUUCCCUCUGUCUUCCUUUCUUUUACUUUAAGGAGAAAGAGUUGAGGAGACAGCAGGCAGAAAUACUCAAACACCAGGUAAGGAUUCGCUGCUACCUGUUACAAUAAACCAUUUACAUCUAACUUGACUUUAAUAGGAAUUUCAAAGUGUGUAUGAGCGAGUGAAAGUGUAUUUCUGGAUCUUUAGGCAUGUGUGAGAGUGAAUGAAUGUGGUUAAUUACCAGCCAUCUUUUUAUUGAUAGUCUUCAGUGUUUCUCUUAAUUAAACGCCAUGCUUAUUGGUAUUGGUUAUGACUUCUGUUCCAUAAUAUUUUGCCAACUCUCUCUGCCAGGAGUUGGAGAGGCAUAGACUAGAUAUGGUAUGGGUAUGUUUAUUUUUGUACAUCUAACACCUGCAUCGUGUAACUGGUUGUGUUAUGGUUGUCAUAGCAAUGCAUUAAGUGUAGCACUGGCUGCUGUCAUACUACAUUCUUCUGCAUGGCUUUCCAGCAAAACCAACAAAAGAGAAAAAAAAAAAAAAGAGUCAGUAUGCUGCCUCCAUCUGCUCGUCCUGAGGGACAACUGACCCUGUCACGGUGGCCAGGCAGCUUCUGUCCCCCCCCCCUACCCCCAAUCCCUCCCCCUCUCUUCUACUCAGAAUGCAUUGCAAAGACUGCUAGCCAAUCCACACUCACUGUCUGAAAGUGCACUCGAGGAGUUUCCAUCCAUCACAUACGUUGUCUAACUGUUGUAUUGGAGUAGCCUGUGUUACCCAUGAGUGCUUGACGAUUUUUUUGGCCCAGACAUUGCGCUUGUGUCCGUUCGUCCGUGCAUCUGCUCUGCAGUCCGCAGAGUGCUGGACUUUAACCUGCCCCAUCCCAGCCUCUCUGUCAUUCACUGUUCCUGCACUCUGCACAAAGAAUGAAAACAGCUACUGAGAAUCUUUUUGUCUCUAUGGUGGAGAUAUUUCCAGAUAUGAACGGUUUAAAAAGGGGUAGCCUGUGCUUUACAAAAAAAAAAAAAAGAUAUAAAAAAUCAAAACGAUUAAAAACAGUAUGAAAACAACACUAUUAAUUCCACCUUGGGGACAAAUAUGGUUCUUUGUAGCAUUUUUUUUGGCCUGGCUGUCUUGCUUGAAGCCCUUCUCACUCAAACACAGUCGCAGCUGAAUCUACAAGUCUGCCUAUCUGUUUCAGACUCACAGUGAGCUGAUUGUUUCCUCUUCCACUUGUCCUUCCCUUAAAAUGGGGACAGAGAGAUACAUGAAUUAAUUCUGGUAUCUGUGCUUGUCAUGUGCAGUUUUAUUAGGUUUGAUUUACUGCGAUUUUUUUUAUCACAAUCCCCCUCAACAUGUCCAGUGAAUUGGGAAUCGAGAAAAAAAAUUGAAUGCCACAGGUUUUAUGUCCCUUUGAGCUUGUUCCUUUUGAAGUUUUUCAUUUGUAGAUAAACCAAACCAAUGAGGACGUAGAAAUAUUGUAGCAGAGAGCUUGGCAUGUAGCCUGUUUUGUUUAUCACACUGACAGAACAAUCCUCACAAACAGAAUUUUUUUUUUUUUGUUGGGAAUGUCCUUGGCAAGCCCUAAUAGUGGCAAUUGUGUGUUUCUGUUGGAUCACAGAGGGAAUGACAGGCUGAUACAGUGGAGCAGGAAACCUAAAGAGAUCAAAUGAAAUGAUAGUCAGUCAGCAGUGAUUCCUGUGCCCUUUUGCAGUAGACUGUGUAUCAUGCACCAAAGAACAACAUAGAUGUCUCAUCCCUCAGCAGUCACAUACUGUGCUAAUACCUAAGCUGCCAAAGCCACUGAAGUGGAUCUGCUCUGUUUGUAACUAUCCUUAACCAUCCGUUUGUAUUUGUCGUCCCCACACCAAAUAUUAUGAGAGUGAUGUGACAAAUAAACAUAAGAAUUGACUCAUGUAAUAGCAGAAUUUAUAAUUUUAUUGUACAACAAUGUGGCAUAUCAGAGGACUUCUGGCAACCAGCAUUUUGUUGCUUUUGUUGUGUCAGCUUUAGUUUAGAGGCGCCGUCACCGAUUCCAGCUGCUUCUCUUUUUUGAGCCUGUCAUCACAUCUACUUUGUAUCGCAUCUAUGUGUCGCUUUUUGGUUGUCAUCGUACUACUGUACUCUUCACUUAUGCUUCAACCAUACAUGUGAAAGUGUAAACAUGUGAAGCAUCUCUUUGUGUUUGUUUAAGUAUGGUACCUCUAUUGAAUUGAAUACAUCAAAAUUCUACAUUAAUGCAUUUUUCUAAAUUUAGUCGACCUUGACUGCUGUAUAUGCGUCAUGUGCUUGUUAAUGUGCCUCUGUUUUUGCCUCUCUAGGAGAGGGAGAGGAGGAGACAACAUGUAAUGCUGAUGAAGGCUGUUGAGGCUCGCAAGAAGGCUGAGGUAGUCCAUAUGCACACAAAUGAAUGCAGAAGUACACACACAGUCCACUUCAUGAAAAGUCAUUAUUCCCUGGAUGGAUUCCUGCUUUCUCUUCUUUUUGUGCGCUCUUUCCCUCCAUUUAUUAUUUUUUUCUACACACUUACCAAGUCAAAAGAUUCUGGCCCUCAAGCACUUUUUCUUUGAAUGCACAGCAGCAUUAGGCUGAAUUCUAAUACUGCUCAACAAAGUCAAGUAAACCUUCUUGUCUGUUUUCACACAAACAUACACAUACACACACACACACGCACUCACACACUUUGCUUCACUAAUGCUCCCUUGAAUUUUGGAACUCUCCAGGAGCGUGAGCGCUUGCGGCAGGAGAAAAGAGAUGAGAAGCGCCUGAACAAAGAGCGUAAACUGGAGCAACGCAGGCUGGAGCUGGAGAUAGCGAGGGAGCUGAAGAAGCCAAACGAAGACAUGUGUCUGUCUGAUCACAAGGUAGUUAAGAUAAUUGUUCAUUUGGUCAAUGAGGUGAAUGAAGACUCUCAAUUUCUUUCCGGUUGAAUUUUGUUCGUGGGUUAAGAGGAACAUGAUGACUGAGUGAAAACUUGAGCCCUUAAAAUGAUAAGAGUUAUCAUUAGAUAGUUUGAUAUCUCUCGAGGGUCAAUAAUCUUUACAAGACCUCGUGGUGGAGAGGAUUUUUAAAUGCAGAGAAGUGAGCCCCCAAGUGGUUCAAAACAGUACUGCAUUGUGUGGAAAAUAAGUGUCUAUUACUAUUAAUUGGAAAACACCAUCUUGAUAACAGGCAACAGAUGUGUAAUAUAAUGAAAGCUUUAUCAUCACUUAACUCAUAAUUUUCUGUAUCCCAAAUUAAACUGAAUUAUUCUCACACAGUAAUUCUUACUCUAACAACAGCAGCAGCUAACAGUGCUAACUCAACACUUUCCCUUUUCAAGUCUCUCCCCGACUUCUCCCGGAUUCCUGGACUCAUCCUCCCAGGCCGUGCCGUGUCAGACUGCCUGAUGCUGAUGCAGUUUUUGCGAGGCUUCGGGAAGGUUUUGGGGCUUGAUCUGAAUUCAGAUGUGCCCACCCUGGGCAUGCUGCAGGAGGGGUUGCUUAAUGUGGGCGACAGCAUGGGCCAAGUCCAAGACCUCCUGGUCAAACUACUGUCACUAGCUGUGUGUGACCCUGGUCUGCCACCUGGACAAAAGGUGAGUUUUUGAAAGUGCAGUUUCAAAGAAUGUACUUGGAAUAGUUUGAAACCAGACUAUCAACUUUGCAACUAUGGAUAGGUCUAUAAAGCAUUUUAAAAAUCUGUUUUGGAGUCAUAUUCUUACUUCACAAGGGGUUUAUCUUUAAAAUGAUUACUUGUUAACAUCUGUCCUCUUCAUCCUGUCUUUCUCCUCAUCAGACCAAAACCAUGUUGGGAGACCACUUGACCAAUGUUGGCAUCAACAGGGAUAAUGUAUCUGAGGUGCUACAGAUGUACAUGGGAGCCCAUUGUGCCAAUACAGAGCUGGCCCCUCUGGCCCUCAGUCUGAAGACCAAGGCCUUCCAGGCUCACACGCCUGCCCAGAAGGCCUCCAUCUUGGGCUUUCUAGCCAACGAGCUGGCCUGCAGCAAAAGUGUCAUAAGGUAAGAUGAGCCACCACCUCAUAUACUUCAGGGCAGUGGCAUUUGUUUGGAAAGUUUGCUAUACUUCAUCCACCUCUAAACUGAAAAACAUUGAAUGAAAUAAAUCCAGCAUAGCAGCUGAGAGAGAACGUAUUUAUUUACUGCAAAACUCCAGAUAGUCAUUUUAAUUGCGGGUUUUAUUGAUGCUACUAAAACCACUUAUUGAAGCUGCAGUGGGGGGCAGUAAUUUGCUGCAGUGUGUUAUUGUCGUUAGAAUAGUUAUCCAAGUAUAAAUCUGUGCUUCAGAAUACCAGUCUAUUUAAAAGUUUCUCUUUGACCAUGUGUAGAUUCCUGCCUUACUGAGAUUAAAUCCUUUACUAUUUAUAUGCCAUUACUGUUUGAAUAGAAAAAACAUGGAUGUUUGUACGUUGGCAUAACUUGAACUAACAGGAUUGAACUCCCUGUUGCAGUGAGAUUGACAAGAGCCUGGAUCAGAUGGCAAACAUGAGGAAGGACAAGAUCAUCAUGGAGGGAAAACUGAAGAAGUAAGUCCUCUUCAGGCCUAAAAGGUGAUGUUUUCGUUCUCCGUAACGGUAUCCUGCUAAACUUGUGCGUGUGUUUCUGCAGGCUGAGGACCAUUUACGCCAAACGUACUGGGAAGAGGGAGGCGAGUAUGGGAGUGGAGGAGAACCAGUCCGUUUGCACUCCGUCCUCUGCCACCAAACGCAAGAGGAAACUUGGUGGAGACAGUGAUGACGAUGACGACGACGAUGAUGACAGCGAUGACCAGGCUGAGGAUGAUGAGGAUGAGGAGGAGGAAGAAAUAAAGAAGGUCAAAAAAGUGGAGACCUAUGAUGAGGUACGAAAAAAAUCAAAAGAUCAAAAUCACCUCUGAGACUUCAGCUCACAGACGCUGACUGUCUUUGAUUUGUUUUUACAGGAUGAAGUUGACCAAGCCACCAGUCUGGAGGAACUAGAGAAGCAGAUUGAGAAACUAGCCAAGGUGUGUAAUUUUGAUAAUUUACACAGCUUUGGAAAAUGAAUGACACUGAUGAAGUGUGACAAAAAAUGAGACAGACACAAAGACGGAAAACAUCUUUUAGGGCUGCAGUUAUCAAGAGGGAAACCACAGAGAGAUGGAGUGUCGUCAGGCUGUGCAGAACUUGCCCAUAUUCUAAUGAUGUUUUUCUUUUAUUACUUACAUGCAGUGUGUAAGCCACACGUCAUAUGCACUCUUGUAAACUGCUCUAAUAUGAAAAACUGAUUUUCAUAAAACAGCUACAGCCUCUAACUCUUUUACUGUACACUGUUCAUUAAAAACAAUCAUAUGUUUUGCACGUUUUACGAGCAUGUGUGCUGACAAGGGGCUAUUUGCUAAUGAAGGCAUUAAUUAGCUUAAUUAAUUACCUCAUUAGCAUAGUAUGUAAUGCUUAAUAUAUCACUGUGAUUACAAAAGGACCGUACAUUGCAACGGUGUCGUUUGUUUUCCUGAAGGUCUGUAGAUAAAAGUGAUGCAUUAAAAUCACCGAGUGUGUUUUGCACCAUUGCAGCAACAUCAUCAAACAAGGAGAAAGCUGUUUGAGAUUUCCCAUUCUCUGCGGUCCAUGAUGUAUGGUCAGGACCGCUACCGCCGCCGGUAUUGGGUACUUCCGCACUGUGGUGGAGUCUUCAUUGAAGCAAUGGAGAGUGGAGAAGGUAUUUGCAGCUCAGCACACACUCAAAGACUUUGAAGAAUUUUGUCAGUUUGUAUUCCUGGGUGCUCCAACUUGCUAAAUAUCUAGAAGAAACAAAUCAUACUUAGAAAUGGUGAAUAUUGUUGUUACGCAGCAUGUUCAGCUCUUUUUAGAAAUGCUAAUGUUGUUCUGAUUUAUCUUAAUUUGUAAGACUAAUUUAAUAUUGCAUCUUUGAGUGAUAAUACAGUCUCACGCAAGCAUACUUAUCUCAGUUCACAGUUAAAUCUUAUGCACAGCAGUGGAGUGUCAUCCAUGCUAACCAUCUCAUUUCCCUGCAGCUCCAGAGGAACUGGAGGAGGAGCGACAGAGGAGGAGAAGGGCUGCAGAGGAGGUCAAGGUGAAAGAGGAACCUCAGGAGAUUGAGGUGCAGAAGGACAAAUCCACCAACCUGGAUGGGCAGAGCACUCGAACAGAAGGCUUGGAGCAACCGAGAGAGGAGGACAAGGAGCACGAGAAGAAAAACUCCCCGACUCUUUUCUACCAGCAGCCAGGCGGUGUUUCCAAGCUGUGCACUUUCCGGGACAUGAGUGAGGACAUUGACAAAGAAACGGUGAAAGCAGAGGACAAAGAGAGUCCUCGUGUGAGGCAAAACAGCAGCCCUGUAGGGACUCCUGUUUCCAAGACCACAAAAGCAUCAUCCUCCCCCAACCACAAUACCUGUGAGCCAGCAGUAGCAGCAACCCCCUCCUCGGUGAUCAGUAAUGACUUUACAAACGUCCCUCCCCCAGCCUCAACUUCACUCUCUGUCCCUUGUCUCCCCGCUCCACGUGAAAGCCCAGGUAACACUCCUCCAACCUCUUCCCCUGCUCCAUCUCCACACCUCGCAUUCCAGGCAAACGACCAGCUGCUCCGAGUGCUGACAGAGAAGAGCGGGCACUGGUUUAGCCUGCUCCCUCGUAAUCCAUGCGACCUCGCCUCCCUUGCCACGACUCCUCCAGGAGCGGCCCGCGUGUCUCCCCAGGCGUCCUCCACGCCAGCAAGGCCCAGAUCCCCGCCUCCAUCCCCUGCUCUGCCACUCACUCCUUCUGCUGCCUCAGCCUCUGCCAGCCCACACCACCCAGCCGGCCUCCUUAACUACCCGCUAUCAGCCUUACAGGUGAGACAGGAUCCAAAGACAGUUGGCUUUUUGUCUCAACAGUUAUUUUUGCUAUGUCAGUAUUUACCUGCACCGCCCUCAUUCGUUUGUUCUCCCUUUUGUUCUACGAAGGUGAAGUCAGGUGGUUCUUUGUUAGGAGUUUCUUUUGGAAGCUGGCCCAGCGGCAUGUUAAGUCCCAGCUUACCCAUGUGCAGCAGCCCCAGUCCCAUGCCAGGUCACUCCCUGGAGAGCAACACAGCAGCAAGCGUUUCCAGUAAGAGUGAAUCACCUUUACCUCGUAUUGAGAAAACCUCAGCCAUGCACUCUCCUGCCCUGGAGAUGCCCAAAUCCCUGGACCACCCAACACCUCGACCUAUCCCAGAGGGUGAGUCACAGAGAGAGAGAAGGGAAUAAAUAAACAUUUGAGUGUGCAUAAAGAGGUCAUAAUCAACACCUUUUCCAUGUGAGAGGAAUUCACCUGACUGAAAAGAUUUCAUUUGCCUGAAUAAUCCAAUAUAAUUGGAUUAGGGAAUGUUCCGUUCUGCUCGACGCAAUUUCAUUUGUUUGUAACACAGCUGAAUGAAUUGUCUUUUUUCUUACAGUGAUACAUUUUCACUGUUCCCUAGCUCAUACACCUGUUUGCGUUCAUUGUCUCAGAGAUGCUGACAGGGUGGUGGCGGGUGUCUGACAUCGAGGAGCUGAGGGCUCUGGUGAACGCUCUCCACAGCAGAGGCAUCAGAGAGAAGGGUCUCCAGAGGCAGAUUCAGAAAUACAUGGAGAUCAUCCCCCAGGUCUGCACUAAACACAGAGACGGUAAGUGUCUCAUCACUUCUUCUGAGGAAAUAAUCUCUCUCUAAAGCUUGGAUUUGGUUGCCAGAUUGAACCCUGUUAGAUAUUAGAAUAAUCAGGGAACUGUUAUAGAGGGUGCUAUUCGGUGGCUGGAUUGUUUAUUGCAAGAAGAAAGGAUUUUUGACUUAACAAACACAACCAAAUGUUUUUUUUAUUAUUAUUUUCUAUGUUUGACUGCAGUGCUCUUGUGUUCACCAGCAUCAGUCAGUGUGUAAGUGUACAUUAAUUGCCAACGUGUGUCUGUUUUGUUGUCCAUCCAGUGGCUAUGAUCGAGCUGCAUGAGCUGGAGGAGAGCCAGGUCAGUGUGGAAUCUGUGCGGGGCUGGUGUGUGGAGGAGCAGGCGAUGGAGAUGGACAUCGCCAUGCUGCAGCAGGUUGAGGAACUGGAGAGGAAGGUCACUGCAGCCAGCCUGCAAGUCAAGGUAAAACACUAAAACAGAAACAAACGCAGUUCAGUAGGAGAGUACAGAUAUUUUCAAAGUUCUUAUGAGAUCAAAAUACAUUUUUGAGAACUUCAUUUUAGAUACAUAAUUAGCAAAUACAAACCCACACACCAACAAGGGCCCAAUACGUAAAGUUAUUUUAUAGAUAUUAAUUAAAUUCAAAGGUGUUUGUUUCAUAUUCUGUAGCAGACACUCAGUUGCAUCCAAUACAAGACUAUUUUAAAUCUUAUUUCUUUUACAUAUGACACUUAAAGCCUGAUAUGAAGUUAGAUUAGUUAUUUGGUUAUGAUUCUGGUUGUUUUUGAUCAUUCACAAAUGUAGAGCUGUUGGCUGCUUUGGUUAUCUGGCUGCUGUAUGUUCCAUGAAAUAAAAGCCACAAGUCCCUCCCUGGCUUCCUGCCGUGAAAGGAGAAAUGAAAGUACCCAGAGCCACUUUGAACAGCACUUAAACACUUUAGAAACUAUGUUUUCAUGGGAAUUUGAAGCUAGUGGACAUAUGUCAGAAUACUGAUCAGCUGAUUGCCCCCAGCAGGGCUGGACAUUCCCGGACCCUCAGUCCGAGCGAGAGGACCUGGUGUACUUCGAGCACAAGCCCCCCACCAAAUCGACGCCAUCCUCAGCAAGCGGGGGUGACAAGGACUCCAAGGAUUCCAAGGAGCACUCAGAAGAGCGGGGGGAGAAGGGCGGGGUGAUGCGUCACCCGGACAACCCGCUGGACAUAGCAGUGACACGUCUGACUGAUCUGGAGCGCAACAUCGAGAGAAGGUACCUGAGGAGUCCCUUAGGUACCACCAUUCAGAUCAGACUGGAUAAUGUGGGUACGGUCACUGUCCCUGCCCCCGCCCCAUCCACUAGUGCUGACAGGGAAGGGUAGGUCAUUUCUCCAACCAAAGCUCCCCCCCCUCUCCCACUAAGAGCCUUUCCUCUCUCUCUGUGUGCUUCAUGUUUCCCAUAUGACUCAAAAAGUGAGGUGGGAUCCACUUUGCUGCUUUCAUAGCAGACUUGUGUUGCAUUUUUGUUCAUUUCUUUGGUCUUGUGCAGUUUUUGGGUGGGGUGGGGGGUGACUCCACUCAGCUUCAUCGUUUACUGUUUUUGUUCUGCAGUCAUCUGCAUGGUGUGCAUCUCUGUCACCUUGGUUUUUGGCAUACUUUUGGCUCCCUCUAUACAGCAUACACUUACACAGGUUUACUCCUUCACUCUCUCUGCAUGAUCGUCCCCUCAACAUAACAAAAUCAGUGUGUACCUCUCCCCAGUGCCCCACUCCCCGAAAAGUCCUUAUGCCUCUCUCUGCUCAGCUGGAGCUCUAUGGUCUGCUGUCCUCUUGGCGGCUGGUUCAACUGAUACAGUUUACUGCUUUGUCUAAUAGUAAAUGGGCCCAAUUAUUCAAGCAUAUGUGUGCAAUUUUGUUUCUCAUCAUUCUUCUUCAUUUUCUUUUAGUGGGGAGGAGGAGGUGGCCCAUGGUAUGAAGGUGUGGAGGAAGGCCCUGAGUGAAGUGCGCAGUGCAGCCCAGUUAGCCAUGUGUAUUCAGCAACUGCAAAAGUCCAUUGCCUGGGAGAGGUCCAUCAUGAAAGUGGUGAGCAGCAGAUAAAAACAAAUCACAGCCUGUUUCCAUACUGUUGGAUUAAAAAUUUAGAAAGGGAUUUUUUGGUUUUAUAUCAAUGAAUUUUCUUUUUGUAGUACUGUCAGAUGUGCAGGAAGGGGGACAACGAGGAUCUCCUCCUGCUGUGUGAUGGCUGUGACAAAGGCUGCCACACUUACUGUCAUAAACCCAAGAUCACCAGUAUCCCUGAGGGAGACUGGUACUGCCCGGCCUGCAUAUCCAAGGUAUGAGGGGCAUUUUAGGUGCCGCUGUUAACCCGACCAUGAAUUUGUGCGUGUAAUACAAGGAAUUGACAUUCACAGAGUGGUCUGCAAAAAUAGUUUUUGAAAUAAAAAAAAGUCUCCAUUUUAAAAGCAGACACUUUACCGUCACAGUAUUUGCUAUCUGUCUGAAAUAAGUAUUUACGAGAAUACCUGAUACUGUGUUUUCAACAACUGUAAAGAUUAUACAUUCAACCAUAACUUUUAUCACUUGCUCUGCAACAUUUAAUGUCUGCUGCAUAAAUUUGCCCUUUCUCCCAUUAGGAGAUGCCAUUAAACUAUAAACAAUAGAUCUAUUUCAUGGUUUCCCCAAUGCUUUCAGAUUUUUUAGAGACUAUGUACUGGAGGUGAAAAUAAAUCGCAAACAUUAUUUUGCCACAAUACUUGGAGUUUUGAGUACACCCAUGAGAUCCUAUUGAUUACUCUUUGCAGGCAAGUGGUCCAUCCCCCAAAAGCAAAAAACCUCCAAGCAAACAAGUAGCAUCCAGUGGAGGUGGAGGAGGAGGAGGUGGUGCAGGAGGCGGUGGAGGAGGAGGAGGAGCAGGAGGAGGAGGAGGAGGUAAGAAAGGUGGAGAGGCAAAGAAGAAUGGGAAGCAGGCAGGUAACGGAGAAGUGUCUGAGGACGACCCGGCCAGCGCCAGCAGCACGCCCAAGAAAGGAGCGAAAGACACAAGCAGGAAGAGGAAAACAGAGGAGAGUUCACCUGCUCAGCCAGCAGCCAAUCAGGAGAGCCCUGUGUGCGUGAAGCGAGCCAAGACUGCUCGAGACAACAACAGGGACCUGGGAUUAUGCAGGUAUGUGUCUCGGCUUGCUCAUACUCGUCGCUCUGUUAAAGGCUUUAUUGAAAACAGCAUUCUCCUAGACGGAUGUACAGAAGCUGAGCUCUAUUGAGAGAGAUCUUUACUUUGUCAAAAAUAAGAUAAGAAUUCUGCCCUUUUCCUCCUCUAAACAAUCUGUUAUGAUCAUGUUAACCAUGGACCCAUUUAUUAGUACUUGAUUGUUCGUUAAUUUUAACACAAACUUAGUACAAACUUGAGGCAUUGUUUUGGGCUUCUUGGAGGCACUAAAAGAAAGCUUUUUGUUUCAUUUGAGGUUAAGAAACUCAGUUUUGUCAUGUUUGGCAGCACCCAUUACUCUAAGUGUGUUUUUGUACCUCUGUUGUUAAAAUACUUUUCACACAACCUUAUCAGAAGAAGAAGAAUUACCGUCGCCUCAUGCAGAAGUGAACUGAAGUAGUCGUUUGUGCUCUUUGUGAAUGAAAUGCGUCACCGACUUUGAGUCUUUUUCCUAGAACGUAAACACUCACUCUUACAAAACAGUGAAUUUAAGGACAUGAUUUCCAUCAGUGGUCCUUUUAAUGUACUGUUUAUGAGCUAAAUUAUAAUUUUGUGUUAUAAUGUGGUAUGAUGAUAACAAACAUUUAUCGAAGUAAGGGAUAGAAUUAGGGUUUUAUAUAUUCAGUAUUUCUGUGAGUCAGUGGUACAAUCUUAGCAAAUAGCAACCAUAUGAUUUCUGUUAAGUUGUGUUUGUGUCCACCACAUGUACUGUGUGUGUUUAUCAGAAAUACUUCAUGUCUGUACAUCUGUUUAUGGUGUCUGCCACCUGCAGAGGGGUCGAUUAAAACCUCCACAAACUUGAGCAUGACAAAACAGUUCCACACUGCAGCCCACUAAUCAAUGAUGAUAAAACUAAAAUCAUGAGCGUAGAGAGGAAAAGCACUGCAGAGUUGGUUGAUACAUUUCUUUUUGUUUCUUGUACAAUGUAUUUGAUUUUUAAUUCAACUUCAGGUGGAAGGAAUGAUACACUGAGAAAAACUUGAAACUCAAAGUGACAUCCGAGGCUUUUUCCAUGACCAUCAGAUUUCCUUCUCUGUGUCAACAGGGUUCUCCUUGCUGAGCUGGAGCGGCAUCAGGAUGCAUGGCCUUUCCUCACACCCGUCAACCUGAAAUCGGUCCCUGGUUACAAGAAGGUCAUCAAGAAACCGAUGGACUUCUCCACCAUACGUGAGAAGCUUGUGAGCAGCCAGUGAGUUCCCUUUCAAUUCUCUUCCUUCUUUUUCUACGGAAAUCCUUUAGGACCCUUCGUUCAGAACAUAGAGUCAGAGAGGUGUUUUUUUUCUUGAAGAUAAAAAAAGUUUAGGUUUACAGCAGAAUGAAAUGUUUCAGCUGUAUGUAAGUUCCACUCCAACACCUUAAGACUGUGUUUUUUGUAAUUACAGGUAUCAAAACCUGGAGACUUUCAUCAUUGAUGUCAACUUGGUCUUUGAUAACUGUGAAAAAUUCAAUGAAGACAAUUCAGACAUUGGUCGAGCUGGUCAUAACAUGAGGAAGUUCUUUGAGAAGCGCUGGACUGAGCUUCUGAAACAAACAAACUAAAAGUCUGUUCAGAUUUUCCCCAUAAAACCCAUCCAGCGUCGGAUAUCGGAGGAGCAGGUUUUUAUUUUUGUUUUUAUUUCCUGAUGGAGAAUUCGGCCGUGAGUGAUGGAAGAAGAAGAAGAAGACAAAUCUUAAAUAAGGAACCCAUUAUGUGCUUCGGAGAGAUGUCACCUUGAAAAAAAACAAACAAGUCGUUACAUGAGGCGCGCUGGAUUUUAUUACAACAGGGAUAAAAGCCCCAAAGAGUCCCAGAGAAAUGGGGUGUCGUAGUGCAAUACCAUUCCCUGUCUCAGAACACUGCACUGAAUUAAUCCUCAACUAUCACUGAUGUGUCUGCGCUAGAAUACUUUCCACUACCUGUAAAUAGUCUUUUGUUAUUUAAUCGUAUUAUAGUGAAUGUAUUUAAUUUUGUAAUAAUUAUUUAUGAAUCAAGGUCCACUUCAUUUUCUAUGAAAAGGAAGAAUCAGCUGAACUGCUUUGAAUUAAAAAAAGGAAUGUGUCUUUGUGUUAUAAUUUUCUCCCAAAUAUCAAACAAAGCCAAGAAAAAAAAAACUGUUUACACUGUUCAGUGCUUUGAGGCAUCAGAGGACUGUAUUCAUUUAUUCAAACUGUAAAACUGCAUUUAUUUACAGGAACAGCAGAGGAACAGUCAGACAAUUGUGAUUCAUGUGUAUAUACUGUUUAUUAAUGUCAAUAUUAUGUCUUGUUUGGAACGAUGUGUAAAAAUUGUUUAAGAAUAUUAAGAUAUUGUUUAUGCCUUAGAAUGAUUGUAGCAUUCUAUUUUAGUGAACGUGAUGAAAACAUUAUCAUAAAUAUUGUUUGUACAGUAUAUACAUAUCCUCUGCAAACACUGUGGUAUCCUUAAUCUUGGUAGUGCCUACCCUUCCAACAGGGGCAUGUAGGGGAUGUUAUUGUUUUUAGUUUUCAUUCUUAUGACGAUAUUUUUUUAUAUGAUUUCAAUCCAACAAGGCCUCCAAAGUUGGACAGUGACACAGAAAUCAUUCCUCACCAUAGAAGAAAAAGAAGAAGAAGAAAAAAAGGAACAAGCAUUUGGUUAUGCUUCCAUGAUGCAUUUCCUUGUAAUCUGCCACAAUACAGAGGACCUAAGGCCAUUUGUAACCACUGUGUUGAACCUUGCUGUGUGUUGUGGCCUGAUGGAGGCAGCUAGAUUUUUUUGUACCCAAGUCAAGAGUACUUGAAGUUACUUUAUUUAAGAUAUUGUGGAAUAAAAGUAUCAUUCUUUUGUAGGAGCUUUAUUUUUCACUAGUGUGUGGCACGGACCUAUUAAAAGGAUGUUUUUCAACGUAAA